Messenger RNA from Podarcis lilfordi (Lilford's wall lizard), 65813 nucleotides. The record is from the annotation of a GenBank genome assembly. NCBI's taxonomy places the organism in Eukaryota, Metazoa, Chordata, Lepidosauria, Squamata, Lacertidae.
AUGCCCCACGGCGCUCUGCAGACGGAACUGUACCCCUUCGAGAGGGUGACGGUGCUGGUCUCGUGCGCCCUCUCCUUCCUAGGGUCCAGCCUCUUGGUGGGCACCCACGCGCUGUGGCCCGAGCUGCGGACGCGGCCCCGGCAGCUCCUGCUCUACCUCUCCUUGGCCGACCUCCUCUCGGCCGCCUCCUACUUCUACGGGGCCCUGAAGGACUUCGGCUCGUCCACGUGGGAAUGCGUGGCCCAGGGCGCCGUGUCCACCUUCUCCAACACCAGCUCCUUCUUCUGGACGAUAGCCAUCGCCUUGUACCUCUACAUCAGCAUCGUGCAGGGAUCGCCGACCGGGACCAGCCUCCUCUGCUUCUUCCACGUGGUGAGGUUCGUGGUCUUCCCCGUCUCUCCAUCUUCCCUGUCCUCGGGGACUCCCUUACGGGCCACUGCCAAAAAAAAAACCAAAAAACAAAAAACCCCAACCAAGCAAGAAAAACAAAGGUUUUCCUGGAAGUUUUGAACUGAGGAAACUUUCUGGGGAAUUUUCCCAGGAAACUUUCUGGUGCGAAUUAAGGAAGCUUGUUUUAGGGGACCUUCCCCCGGGGUGAAGCAAAUAAAUUUGGGAGCCAAAUUGCAUGAUCUAAUCUGGCAUAGUUUAUCUUCCGUGUAUUUAGUAAACCACUCCCCUCGCCUAAUAAUUGUAAUUGCGACUGGCAAACCAAUUAAUUGAUACGAACAACAUUUGUGCAGAAAAAUACAGCACGGGACUUUCCCACCCCAACACAUCGCUGCCCAGUCCUGGUGUCCAAAGGAGAAAUAUACAAGCUUCUCUGGGCAGAAACUCGCCUCUUUAUGUAGCUCAUGGGGUGUCCCUCCACAGUGUGGUGUAGUGGUUAGAGUGCCAGACUUGGACUUUGGGGGAAUCAUGGAAUUGUAAAGUUGGAAGGGGCCCCCUGGAUCCUCUCAUCUAACCCCCUUCAAUGCAGGAAUUUUUGUAAGGGGAUCAAACCUACAAACUUAGCAUUGUCAGCACCAUGCUCUAACCAGCUGAGACCAGGGUUCAAAUCCUUGCUCAGCCAUGAAGCUCACUGGGCCAGUCCCUUGCUCUCAGGCUGCUUGGCUUCAGCUGGUAGACCUCAAGGUUCUUGCUAAAAUAAGAAAAAAGCAGUUUCCACAACCACAAGCCUGUAGUCUGCUCCCUUCUAGCACUCUCCAUCGCCCUUCACAUACUGAGAUAGACCAAUGGUUCAUCCAGCUCAGUGUUGUUUACACUGACCCGGCAGCAGCUCUCCAGGGUUCCAGGCAGAGAUUCUCAGCCUUACCUGGAGAUGCUGGGGAUUGAACAUGGGACCUUCUGUACACAGAGCUAGGAUCCAUCCCUUCCCCCUACUCUCUUAUCAUGCCUACUGAUGGAACCUAGAUUGUCAGUUCCUUGAAACAGGGUGGGGUGAGAAUGCGAUCAAUAGAUGACCUAACAAGAAAGCUUGGGGAAGGGAUCAGCGAAAGAAACAGCAGCUUUAAUUCACUUGCUGGGGCUUCCCCUGCCUCCCUCUGUGAGCCGAUUUGCCAAGUCGAAGAAAAGCCUUUAUUAUGCCAUGUGAGAUGGGCAGUGGUCACAUGCCAGCCUCCAAGCUGCGAGGAGUGACCCUUUGACGCCUAGGCCUGCCAGCUGUUCAGUCUGAAUUAUUUUAGAAGUCAUCUAGUUCAGCAAGGGGGUAUUUGUUUAAUAGGUUACUUAACUUCUUUUUAUUCGCUCCCCCCCCCGGUACCUUUUCAAUUAAUUUAAUGCCAACUUUGUUAAUCUGGUACCCUCCAGAUGUUUUGGAUUAUGACAGCCCUGAUGGGAGCUGCAGUCUUAAACAUCUGGAGGGCAGCAGAUUGGUGAAGGCUGGUUUCAUCCAUUUCAGCAGCCGCUUGCUCGCCAUAGGCGACGGGAUUCCACAGAGGCACAAAAAUACAGCGGACAGAGAGCACUUCCCUGCUCUCUGAGCCCCCAGUGAGCUAGCAAAACAUUUUGCGGGCUAGUAAUUUUUGUGGGCUUAUUUACAAGGCUGCUUUUGUAUAGCUCCAGCUUCCCCUCUAUUGGGGCGGUGGGGGUGGGACUUCUCAAGGCAGCUUACAAUGCAAAACCUUAAAAUGAAAUAAUAAGCAAUUAAUCGAAUAAACAGUGCUGCACUAAAACCGCAGCACAGGAUGUUAUCCUAGGAGAGAUGCACAAACCAUUUCUGUUAGAGGAGGAAUCACGGAAGCAAGGUGGACUUAGCCUGGUUCCUAGAGCUGCAGUCUCAUGCCCAUUUACCUGGAGAGAGGAUCAUAGCUCUGGCGGAGCACCUGCUUUGCAUGCAGAAGGUUCCAGGUUCAAUCCCUGGCAUCUCCAAGUUGGAGUCAAAAAGGGGACCUUUUUUCAGCCCAAGGGUUGCGCUCCCUUAUGGGUGAUCUUCUAGGGGGCCCAUGCAAGUGGUAGGCGGGGUCAGAGGCAAAAGUGGGUGGAGUCACGACUGCGGCUCCUCCCGUUGUGCAAUACAGUGGUAUCUCAGGUUACAUACGCUUCAGGUUACACACUCCGCUAACCCAGAAAUAGUGCUUCAGGAUAAGAACAGAAAUCGGGCUCCUGCGGCGCAGCAGCAGCAGGAGGCCCCCAUUAGCUAAAGUGGUGCUUCAGGUUAAGAACAGUUUCAGGUUAAGAACGGACCUCUGGAACGAAUUAAGUACUUAACCUGAGGUACCACUGUACAGGUUUCUUGGCAUAUCCCUCUCUCUACUCAUCCUAGCAAGCAAGAUGGAUUUUCAUGAUUCUUAUGCUGGAUGGAUCAAAGGUCUGGCUAUGGAAGCAUUGUGUGCUCAGUCGUUCUCCCGGACCUCAGGAGGAAAACCUGUUCUGCGCUUGUCCUGGCAAGGAUUUGAACUCUGCCCAUCCUAGUCCUGACAUGCUGUUUGGCAUGUUUGUCUCCUCUCUCUCUCUCCUUGAGAACUUGGCCAUCAUCAGAACAGAGCUUGGGUGUGGCUUGAGAUUACCUUUGCUUGUCUCCCAGGAUAGCUUCUGUUCUCCUUGGUAGGUGAGGCCUGUCGAUUGGAGUAAGAAGCUUCUCUUUCCCGUUCAAAACACACGCUUUCAACCUAACCUAUAUCUGGAGGUAGCAGUACCCUGGCAGUAAGUUUUUGCCAAGUUCGAUAGCAUUCUGGGUGGCUCAGAUUUUGUCUUUGGGACUGCAGUGCAAAAUAGCAAGCUCCACACUCAGUUUUGCCCUCUGCACAUGCUUUUUGCGCUCUACGGUCGAGAUCCAUCGGUAGGAACCUAUAACAAGCUUAACAGGUGGUUACACUGGCUUUUGGCCCAGCCAGACUCCAUACAUACCAAUCAUUUGAAGCACGUUUCCCCACCCAAAGAAUUCUGGGAAUAUGAUAGCCUUUGUGGUGUGGUGGUUAGAGUGUUGGAUUAGAGCCCGGGAGAUGAGGGUUCGAAUCCCUACUCCGCCAUGAAUUAAACACAGGAAUCUGUCAUGAGAGCCAUUACAAUGAGAGCCGGCAUGGUGUAGUGAUUAGUGUCAGACAAGUACCUGGGAGACACGGGUUCGAAUCCCCACUGACAUGAAGCUCACUGGAUGAUUUUGAGCCAGUCAUUGCCUCUCAGCCUUGCCUACCUCGCCAGGUUGUUGCUGGGAUUAAAGGAGGGGGUGGAGAACCAUGUCCACCACCUUGAGCGCCUUGGAAGAAAAGGUGGGCUAUAAAGUCUGGUAUGCCUCUGGGAGGUGCAUUGCUCCUGUUGUGGUUGCUGAGCAGAACAGCAGUCCCAGAACAGUGACUCAUGCAGAAACACGACAGGUAGACUCCUUGGAGAUGAGGUUUCCUUAAUAUGGACCAUUUGGGGAGGAGGCUAAAGGUGAAACAGGGUUCUUGGCAUGACAAGCUCUUUGGAGAAAAAAAGGGGGAUAUGAGCCAAUGCAAUGUAGUAUUGCUGCCCCACUCUUGUACUUGGGGGGUUGCCAUUGUCUGUUGGAAACUCUCAAAGUGCUUGGGUGCCAGUAUUGGAGCGCCUUGCCCAUCAAUGAUGUUUCUCAAGUGCGUAAGAGGCUUUUUUGUUUUGAAACUCUUUAGGACUGGCAGUGAGAUUUGGAAUGAAAGACUAGACGGGCUGGUCACCUGCAAAGGGACAUCAACAAGCAGUCAGCCUCUUAGCUUGUGACUAGGGCAUAUUUAUAGAUCACUGGAGAAAGGGGAGGCCUUUCAGAAAGCCAGCUGAUUCUUAGGCAGCCAGGCACAACUUAUAUUCAUUAUUUAUUUGCAUAUUCAUGACCCACACUUUCAUAACCUAUGCCAAAGGUGGCUUAUGUGACUGAAAUGCUGUUAUCUGUGUUUUAAUUUGUGUAAGCGACUUUGAGCCCCCAGUCUUGGGGGGGGGGGGGAAGGCGGGAUAUAAUAAAUAAAUUUGUUUGUUUCAUGGAGUUUAUACACUGCUUGCUUGUAAAAAUACAAAAAAAUAGAAUCAUCACCAAGAAAAAUUAAGAACAAUAGUUUAAGGCUUUUGAAAAGUUAACUCGCAUCAACUUUCUAAACAUCUAGGUAGGUUUUUCGAAACAAAAAUGUGUUUAGCAGGUGCUGAAAACAGUACAUUGAUGGCGCCUGCCUGAUAUCAAUAAUACAAUAAAAUCAAUCAGUAUCUGUAAAAUGUAAAUUUAAAAACAUGGAUAAGAUCAAAUAGGUCAAAAAGAAAAAUUCAUACUGUAAACACCUGUCUAAAAAGUAGAGUUUGACAAAGUCAUCCCAAGAGAAGGCAGGGGUGGUUGCUGCCAAACCUCAAGCAGCAGGGAGUUCCACAGGGCGGGGCCUGCCACAUGAAAGACUCCGUCCCCGGUGAAGGCCAACCUAAUCUCACAGGUGUGUGAGGAACCACCAGAAAUGCCCCAUCAGAGGAUAUACCAGUGAUCAAGGUGGAGUAUAAGGGAUCAGGGGGUCCUUAGGUUACUUUGGAGGCAAGGCAUUUAAGGCUUUCUGAAUUGACACAACAGCCUUGAUCUUGAUAGCAAAUCAGGAGUGUUUAAGCAUCUUGGGAACACUGAGUGUAAAGUGAUAGUAUUAUCCACCUAGCUUGUUUGUCUGGGAAUUGGCCACCUCACAGUCACUUGAUUUGGCUGCAGGGACGCGGGUGGCGCUGUGGGUUAAACCACAGAGCCUAGGACUUGCCAAUCAGAAGGUUGGCGGUUCGAAUCCCCACGACGGGAUGAGCUCCCGUUGCUCGGUCCCUUCUCCUGCCAACCUAGCAGUUCAAAAGCACGUCAAAGGGCAAGUAGAUAAAUAGGUACCGCUCUGGCAGGAAGGUAAACGGCGUUUCCAUGCGCUGCUCUGGUACGCCAGAAGUGGCUUAGUCAUGCUGUCCACAUGACCCGGAAGCUGUACGCCGGCUUCCUCGGCCAGUAAAGCGAGAUGAGCGCCACAACCCCAGAGUCGGCCACGACUGGACCUAAUGGUCACGGGUCCCUUUACCUUUACCUAGCAUGCAUUACAGGUGUAAACCAGUCUUGCAAUCUGUUUAACAGUUUUGAUGCCAGACCAAGGCGUGGUGGGAAUUUCAGGUUGAUGAGGGAUUACGAACAUAGGAAGCUGAAAUCCCAGAGAGCUGUUGCCAGUCAGUAUCAACAAUAGUGAGCUAACUUAGUGGCUGGGGCAACCCAGUCAGAUGGGCAGAAUUAUUACAGCUAUGGUUAUUCUAGUAUACGGCAGAUUCUAUGUCUUAAGAAAAAGGCUGCAGCUUAGUGUUAGAGCAUCUGCUUUGCAUGCAGAAGGUCCCAGGUUCCACUGCCAGCAUCUCCAAUGAAACCCUGGAGUGUUGCUGCCGGUCAGUGCAGACAAUGCUGAGCCAGAUGGACCAGUGGUACAACUUAGUAAAAGGCAGCUUCCUCCCUCUUAAGGGAAGGGCUUUAGCUCAGUGGUAGAGCAGCUGCCUUGCAUGCAGAAGGUUCUGGGUUCAGUUCCAGGCAGGGCUGGGAGAUACCCCUGUGCUGCUGCUAGUCAGUGUAGACACUACUGAGCUAGAUGGAACCUAAACGUGCAGGUUUAUCCAACAGAUUUAGAAUAGACCACACACACACACUUCUUUCCCAUGCUUUGGGAUCAAAUGCCUUCUCAUCAGUUGGUCAGUCACGUCUCGGGUCAACUGGCUGAAGUCCGUCUUGCUGAAGUCAAUGUUUGCGUCUCGCUAAGGUUGCAGCAUAACGCCUUUGCACAAUUGAGCAAACAGGCUUGUCCUUUCAUAAACUCUGUUCUAGUUCUGGGAUGGGAGGGCAGAAUAUCCAGAUGAUAAGGAAAGGGGAGGCAGGAAAUUAAGAGGCGAUUUCCUUAACCCUUGAGAGUGAUUUCUGGAGUUGCAGGCGCCAAGGAUUGCGAUGCAAUUGUGUCUGCUUAGAGCACCACCUGGAAUGGGUAUCUCCACCGCCCAGACUGGCUCCUUGAGAUCUUCUGCAGGCAGCUCAGGUUGUGGCUUGUCAUCUCUAAAGAUUUGGAGGGUGAAGACCGUGGUACCUGGUGCUCCUUGAGAGUGGUAGGGCAGAGGACAAGGGUGCGUGUUGGACAGGGGAUUCUUCCCACUUGCUUUUCUUGCAAUGAGGAGAAAUUGAUUUGAAUAUGAACCUUCCUAAUUCGGGCUCCGUGGAUUGCUGUACAAACCAACACAUGGCUAUCCUUCAAAAUCAAGUCACUAUCCAUGAAUUUUUUGACACAGUUCCUGAACUGGAACCAAAACAUGCCUUAACUAUUCCCCCUCUCUGCCUGCAGCUGGGGAGUGCCGCUCGUCAUCACUGUGUUGGCCGUGAUUUUGAAGAAGAUCGGUUACGACGCCUCCGAUGUCUCUGUGGGCUGGUGCUGGAUCGACAUUGAGGCGGAGGAUCGGAUCCUGUGGAUGCUCCUUGCAGGGAAGCUGUGGGAGAUCCUGGCCUACGUGACUCUCCCGGUCUUCUACAUCCUCAUAAAGAAGCACAUCAACCGAGCGGUAGGUAUUUCUUUUUUUCCAGGUAGGGGAAGACUAAUUGUCUAGGGUGAGCAUGAAUUUCCUCCAGGAUUCAGGGAUGCGAGUGGCCAUUUGGGGCCUAAGGGCUAUGCUUUCUUGUUGUCAUCAUUGCCUCAUCCAGCAGGGAUGUUGACACAAAAUUGGAGGCUGCAGGAGCACCGUGUGGGAAGUCAGGGAUGGGUCAGGCUUGGAACUGAUUGCAGGAGACUAGAACUCCCAGAGGAACAUCCCAGACCAACAGGGCCUAUAGGCCCACAACCUGGACCCCUCACAUUCUCCUGAAAAACCAGACCUCCCAACAUUCAUUUCAUUUCAUUUAUUAGGCUUAUAGGGGAGCAGAACUGAAGCAUGUGACUUCACCUGUAGAUGCGUUCUUUUCCACUGCGUGGUGUCAUCGCAGUCCCCAAACCUGCGAAAAUAGUUUUGCAGUUAGAAUGCCCAUGUUGUUAUGCUCAUUUUGCAAUAAGUGUCUGUCCCCUGUUGGUGGGUGCGUUUUGUUUGUUUCUUUCUGGCUUUUCCUGGUGGUGGAGAGUAAUUUUCUGGCAACAGAAAUAAUUCCAGAUUCUCAUGCCGUUCCAUCCUCCUCUGCAGGGGGCCAGACAGCUGCCCUAGUCGUCUGGCUAAAAACAAGUCACGAUUUGUGUGUUGGAACAGGUGUUGGCAGCGGGACGGUCCUGUAACCGGAUCUGACCCAGGCUGCCGCAUUCCACGCCGGGCGUUCCAAGCCAGCGUCUUUCCCUUUGCUUAUCUGUAUUUGAGCGCGAAUGACUCCACCUUCGAUAUCCCUGAGCCACCUCCAAAGCUGCUGGGUGUGUGUGUUCCUCACUAAGUCCUGCUCAGAUCUGACCCAUUGACAUUAAGGGACCUAAGAGAGCCGGGGGUGUGUGUGUGUGUAGUGGCUAGGACCUGGGAGAGCAGGGUUUGAAUCCCCAUUCAGCCACGAAGCUCACUGGGUGACCCUGGGCCAGUCACUGCCUCUCAGCCUAUCCUACCUUGCUGGGUUGUUGGGAGAAUGAAAUGGGGAUGAGAGAACCAUGAAUGCUGCUUGAACUCCUUGGACGAAAGGAGGGAGACAACACAAGGAAGGAAGGAAGGAAGGAAGGAAGGAAGGAAGGAAGGAAGGAAGGUGAUGCGUUUGGUGGGUCAGUAAGCAGGUCUCUGGCUGGCGCUAUACAUAGGUGCAAAGAGUGUCCCUCGUUCAGAGUUUUACCUCUGCCACUAACUCCAGUCAAUCAAUCAAUCAAUCAAUCAAUCAAUCAAUCAAUCAGUUAUAGCAACCCUUAAGCAGGCCACAGUUUCUCAGCCCAUAGUGCCCAUCUGCAGUGAAGCCUGAUACUGACCAACCUCACAAUUGUACAAAUACUGAGUUAACGUUCAAAGCAAUUCAUGUGCCCCAUGGGGCAGGGAAUAUUUCCAGACUGAGGGCCGCAUUCCAUUCUAGGCAAUCUUCCAGGGGCCGUGUGACAGGCAUGGUCAGGGCUAGUGUCCAGGGUUGCCAUAUUUUGGCAAAAUCACACAAAAAGAAGUUGUUGACCUAUUUUUAAGGGAAAUUGCCAAAUACGACAUUGACCACAUGGGUUGCCAUACAUCCAGAUUUUCCCGGACACUUUGCCUAUUUCCGCCCAGACACUGCUUCUGACUGUAGCAUUCCGACUAUUUCUGGGAAAUUCUGGACAUAUGGGAACCCUACUAGUGUCAAAGGUGGGUGGAGCAAUGAAAGCGGAUGUUACCUUUUGCUACUUUCUACGCACUCUUCUACGCGUCUGUUGGGACGCGGGUGGCGCUGUGGGUUAAACCACAGAGCCUAGGACUUGCCAAUCAGAAGGUCGGCUGUUCGAAUCCCUACAACGGGGUGAGCUCCCGUGGCUCGGUCCCUGCUCCUGCCAACCUAGCAGUUCAAAAGCACGUCAAAGUACAAGUAGAUAAAUAGGUACUGCUCUGGCGGGAAGGUAAACGGCGUUUCCGUGCGCUGCUCUGGUUCGCCAGAAGCGGCUUAGUUAUGCUGGCCACAUGACCCGGAAGCUGUUCGCCGGCUCCCUCGGCCAGUAAAGCGAGAUGAGCGCUGCAACCCCAGAGUUGGCCAUGACUGAACCUAAUGGUCAGGGGUCCCUUUACUUUUUUUUUACACGCUCUUCUUGCACGCCCCUCUCUCUAUCCAAGCGAACAAGAGGCACGAUCAGAGUUCAACAGCACAUCCCUGAAUCGGGGUUGGUGAGGUGUGUGGUGAGGGCCUGGCAGGGGGACUAGGGGGGCCGCAGUCAGCCUCUGGACUUUGAGGUUCCCCACCCUUGAGACAGAUGCUAAAUUGAUCCUGCCCCCACCCACGCUUUCCCCUCGCUCCUCAUGGUGGUCUUCCUUUUCCCAAAGCAUGCUGCGCUGUCAGAGUAUCGCCCUAUCCUGUCGAGGACCCCAGCUUUACACCUGAGGACUUCCGUAGCGGAUAAGAAGCUGAUCCUGAUUCCAGUGAUAUUCAUUUUCCUCCGAAUCUGGAGCACCAUCCGGUUUGUCUUGACGCUGUGCAGCUCCCCUGCUGUUCAAAACCCGCUGCUGGUGGUACUUCACGUGAGUAACGUAUUUGAUUGUUUGAUUAUUUGAUUGUUGUUAGCCGCCCUGAGCCCGGCUUCGGCUGGGGAGGGCGGGAUAUAAAUAAAAUUUAUUAUUAUUAUUAUUAUUAACUUAGCUAUAAGGCGGGUGGGAGGUCCUGGAAUCUGGUCACUUCAUCCUAGAGGUUCCCAAAAGGUCUAUGAGGCAGACUUUCACUUAUUUAUUUUUAUUGUGACAUGAAUAUUUAUUUUUAUUGUGACAUUCCAAGGACCUCAAGGCAAUGUUUGUGGUUCUUCCCCUGCAGUGCCUAAUUUUAUCCUCACAACAACCCUGUGAGGUGGGUCAGGCUGAGAGGUUAUUUAGUAGCCAAAGGGCUCCUGUUCAGCUUCAGGGCUGAGUGAGAAUCAUCAUCAUAUUUAUACCCCACCCGUUUGGCUGAGUUUCCUCAGCCACUCUGGGCAGCUCCCAACAGAAUAUAAAAAAUGUGAUAAAACACCAAACAUUAAAAACUUCCCUAAACAGGGCUGCCUUCAGGUGUCUUCUAAAAGUCAGAUAGUGGUUUGUUUCCUUGACAUCUGAUGGGAGGGCGUUCACAGGGCGGGUGCCACCACUGAGAAGGCCCUCUGCCUGGUUCCCUGUAGCUUCAUUUCUCGCAGUGAGGGAACUGCCAGAAGGCCCUCAGAGCUGGACCUCAGUGUCCUGGCUGAAUGAUAGAGGUGGAGAUGCUCCUUCAGGUAUACUGGGCUGAGGCCGUUUAGGACUUUAAAGGUCAGCACCAACACUUUGAUUGUGCUUGGAAACGUACUGGGAGCCAAUGUAGGUCUUUCAGGACUGGUGUUAUAUGGUCUCGGCGGCCACUCCCAGUCACCAGUCUAGCUGCCACAUUCUGGAUUAGUUGUAAAGAUUUGAACUCUGUUCUCUUGGACCUCUGUCUUUUUAUCCCCUGCAACACACAUCUUUCAGUAUUUUGAAAAGCAUGGUGUAAAUAAUAAUAAUAAUAAUAAUAAUAAUAAUAAUAAUAUUUUACCCCACCCAUCUGAUGGGUUGCCCCAGCCACUCUGGGUGGCUUCCAGCAUAUAUAAAAACAUAGUUAAACCUUAAAAAGCUUCCCUAUACAGGGCUGCCUUCAGAUGUUUCCUAAAUGUUAUAUAAUUACUCAUCUCCUUAACAUCUGAUGGAUAGAUAAAGGCACAGCUUGAUAUUCAUUUGGAUCAGCCACUGGUCUCUGCAACUUGAGUUUGCAAAAUGCAAACGUGUGUAAACUACUAAGCCAGCGACAGAAAAAUUAAAAUUAAAAUUAAAAAAAUGCUAAUGCAAUUUUAGGCUGCAUCAACAGAAGUAGCUGGAAAGUGGUGCCAGCUGCAUUGAUAAACCCUGGGCAAAGAAACAGCCGAUAUAUAAAACCAUUUGGGCCAGUAGUCAUUGCUACCCUUAUCUAAUCCCCUUUCUAAGGCAUCCAGGGAGAAUGCAAUGAAUAAGAAGAUAAGAAGAGCCCAGUGUGAUUAGACCAAAGGAGCUCUUUAGCACACUAUUUUGGGCUGCCUACACACCAUAUAUUUAAAGCAUGUCCCCUUCUACUUUCCAAUAAUCCUGAGAAUUGUAGUUUACCUCUUACAGGAGGAGAUAUAAAGGAAAAGGAGCCUAUUGAUGCAUGUGGUAGUCUUGCAAACCAGUAUACAAAUUUGGGAAGAGGUAAUAAAGGAAAUUCCUGAUAUAAUAGGUGCACCACUGCCUUUAAGCCCCAAACUGUGGCUAGUAUCAAUUUUUGAUGGGACAAAUGCGGACUUAAUAUGUAAACUACUUUUUCUAUUAAUAGCUGCUCAUUUGACCAAAUCACAGGACUGGGAGGAGUUGUUGGGGUUUGUUUGUCGUUUGUUUGAAGAUUUAUGUCCAUAAAGUAAUGUUUAUUCUCACGUCUGAGAAACUGACUUAUGAAACUUACUUGGGGUGCAGCUAAAUCUCCAUUGGUUACUUAUAUGAUUAGUCAAUCAUAGAGAUGGCAAGUUCUGAUGGAAUAUGCCUUUAUUUGGUGUUCACAUUAUUUGGUUUGUAGUCUUUUAGUGUCGGGUUGUAUCUUGUAUGGCAUAGCAGAAUUGGCUGCAUAGAAUCAUAGAGUUGGAAGGGACCUCAAGGUUCAUCUAGUCCAACCCUCCAAUGCAGGAACCUCAACACAAGGUCCCCCAUCCAAUUUGAAACCAUAUUGGACCCUGCUUAGUUUUGCAAUUGUGCUAGCAGUUUUAUUGCUGCACCACUGGGAGGCCAUAAGCCACAUUCUACAUUUGUAAGAACUCCAAUAUUUUAGUGUGGCAUCAUCUGCACUUUGGAACUCCCUGCCUAUUGAUAUCAGGCAGGCUGCCUUCACCGUACUCUUUUUUUUGGUGCCUGCUAAAAACAUUUUGGUUUAGACAGGCCUACACAGAUGCUUAGAAGGUCGCUGUGAGUCUUAAUCUGUUUUUAAUUUGUUUUAAGCUUCCAAAUGGGACGCGGGUGGCGCUGUGGGUUAAACCACAGAGCCUAGAGCUUGCUGAUCGGAAGGUCGGCGGUUUGAAUCCCUGCGAUGGGGUGAGCUCCCAUUGCUCGAUCCCUGCUCCUGCCAACCUAGCAGUUCGAAAGCACAUCAAAAGUGCAAGUAGAUAAAUAGGUACCGCUCCGGCGGGAAGGUAAACGGCGUUUCCGUGCACUGCUCUGGUUCGCCAGAAGCGGCUUAGUCAUGCUGGCCACAUGACCCGGAAGCUGUAUGCCGGCUCCCUCGGCCGAUAAAGCGAGAUGAGCGCCGCAACCCCAGAGUCGGCCACAACUGGACCUAAUGGUCAGGGGUCCCUUUACCUUUACUAAGCUUCCAAAUGCCUUAAAUUAUUGCUUGGUGAUAAUUUUAUCGUUUUAUCUUUUUUUGUGUUUGUGUAAACCAGGGGUGGCCAACUCCCAAGAGACUGCGAUCUACUCACAGAUUUAAAAACUGGCUUUUUUAGGGAAGAGGAAGGCCCGUUCUUUAGGGGUUCAGGUCAAAGUUCUUGAGCUUCUUUUUAUGGGCUGCAGGGCUAAAAUGUUUAGCUUUUUUUAGGGGAGCCAAAGUUCUUGGGCUUCUUUGCGGGGAGCCAGUGAUCUACUAGUGAUCUACCACAGACGUCCAGUGAUCUACCGGUAGAUCCCGAUCUACCUGUUGGCCAUGCCUGGUGUAAACCAUUUUGAGGUUGUAUUUUUACAGUCAAGUGGUGUAUACUGUUGGCUAUUUGCAGUUUAGUUGCACUGCAGAAAGCUUGCUGGGGAGACCACGCAUUACAAGGAACUUAAAAAUAACUUUAACAAGGUUUUAAUAACAAAAACAAAAACUCCUUUUACACUAAAUAUAUCAACAAGCAUAACCCAUCCCCCAGGGUUACUGAGAGAGCUAGGUGCUGCUCUUUACAUACUAUACCCAAUUGCUGACACAGCUUAAUUAACACAACUUAGCAGCACCAGCUAUGCUGUUUCACAGCUGUAAAACUGGGUCUCGAUAUUUGCUCUGGUCCUUAAAGACAUACACAUCUGGUGGAACAAUAAUGAACCUUCACAUUUAAAGAGACCAUUCAACAUUUUGAGGUUGUAUUUUUACAGUCAAGUGGUGCAUACAAUUUAUGAAUUGUAUACUGAGCUUUUCCAUGAACCGCCUGCCUCUCUCCCUCCCCAGGGCAUCGGUAACACAUUCCAAGGUGGCGCCAACUGCAUUAUGUUCGUCCUUUGCACGCGGGUCGUCCGGAACAAGCUUCUUUCCUACCUGUGCUGCUGGAGAUCCAGUACCCCGGGGCAUUCCCUGGCGAGCCCAGAGAGCCACUCCCAGGGCCCUGAUUCGGCCACCAAGGACUGGGGGGAUGCGCGAGAAGGCGACCGAGCGAGAGCGGAAUUCUCAAGCACCUGAUCCUCCAAUGAACGCCCCUGUUUCAAUGGAAGACGGGGCCUUGUCCAGUCAGGAUUUUAUCUGUGAGUGUUUUCAGCUUUUGAGGGCUUCUGGCAAAGAUUUGGGGCUGCCCCCAACUCGAAGCUGACCCACUGAAAUGAAUGUACCUCAGCCAUGCUCAUUUGUGACAGUGAGUCUACUCUUGAGUCAAACCUAAAACCCUUGGCCAGGUAUUUCACAAAACGCGGAAUCGAGGCUGCCUCCACACUGAGAAUUUACUGUGGACUAGCCGCGCUCUGUUCACUCACAUUUUGUGCGGCGUCUGCACAGGGUCGUUAGCAAAACGUAUCCUGUUUCCCUUUUUUGGCUUCUCUCCCCCCCCGCAACCUGCAACAGAAACCCGACUUUUUAAAAAUGCAGUAGAAUUUCCCCUGACACAGAAUGCAGAUGGUGCUGCUAUUCUGGCAAAUUACAUUGCUGGAGCCGUUUUCGAGGUUGUGCCCUCUAGCCACUUCCUUCUCUAUGGUCUGCCUCUCCUCCCUAGGAAUUAAUCCCUAGCAUCUCCAGGGAGGCUGAGAAUGUCCCCUGCCUGAAGACUCUGUAGAAGGUGUCUUCCUUCCUAUGCUCCUCAGGGGGGAGGUGGAAAUGGAAGGGAUGUUUCUGAGCCAUAGCUGUCAACCGUCCCUUAUUUGGCGGGAAAGUCCCUUAUCCCAGCGCUGUGUCCUGCUGCUGUCCGUUAUUGAUGAUGUCCCUUAACUUUCCCGGGUUUCAAAGGAAGCAGCUCCUCUCCCUUCCUCCCUGACAGCCAGGGAGGAGGGAGGCUCCAACUGUGUUGCUUGGCUGCGUUGCUCACCCAAUAAGGAGUCUAAGAACAACUGGGGGGUGGAGUUUGCAUGCCUUGUGCCUAUCAAAUCGGCCGCGUUGCCUGGAGACUCGCCUUUGCUCAGAGCUUCCCAGCGGAGAGGUGACGGUGGUUUUCCUUGCUGCAUCCCCUUUGCUGGGUUGCUGCGCCGUGGGAACCACCGCUUGAGGCUUCGUUUGGCUGCUGGCUGGACUUUCUGCCUUUGGCUCGGAGGGGCUCAGAAGUUGAACAUACCUGUGCCCGGAAAAUCCCUUAUUUUGGCUGCUGAUCCCUUAUUUUCGAGGCUGCUGGUCCUUUAUUUUCAAAUCUGUAAGUUGACAGCUAUGUUCUGAGCACAACUAGCUCUCCUCUCACUGACUCACUCUUUGUUUUGCUGUCUGGGCAGGUAACAGAAAUGCCUCCAAGUGCCUACAGAGGGAGCUACUUGCCUGAGAAAAAAGUAGUCAAAGUUUUCACGGGUCUGCGGUGAGGGGGCUUUUACGAUGAACGUGCCCCUUUCUGGAAUCCAGUUCCUCGACUGACUUUUCACUUCUCUCUCUCUCUCUCUCUUUUAUCAUGGGGGCGUUGCAAAGAUACUUCCCAGCUUCCACUUUUAAUUCUCCUCCUCUAAGGCUUGUUUUAGUGCUGUAUUUUUCUUUUAAGAGACUUGGGGAAUUCUCAAAGCUUUAGCAAGGGCUUCUUUUCAGGCGGGGAAGAAGGCGAGGGAGAAAACCCUGUAAGGGAUUUGACUGUUGCAGAUUCACUCCAAAGAGAGGAAGUGCUCCAGAUUUUAGGUUUUGCAUGGUUGGUUGAUUUACAGCGGCUGGUGCGUUCCAAAGACCCUCCAGGUGUUUUCGACUGACUACAACUCUCAUCAGCCCAAACCAGCUUGCCAGAACAUUGGGUCUCCACGCAGAGAGGUGGGUUUUUCUUUCAAAGUGUGCUCAAUUCAGAAAUUUCUACAGGAUGAAAGAAGAGAGGAAGAGUCUGUGAUUCGCUACAGAGCUUUACUGUGCAAAUAGAUAUAACCCGUGAAACUCCCUGGACUUGUAUCUUUCCAGAGGACUGUGGACUGAACACUGUUUAAAAAGACCGUGUUUCCUGUUGGAAUUGUCAUAAUUAUGCACUGGAGUUUUGUGUGCGGUUUUUUUAAUUUUAUUUUUUUUUUAAUAAAACAAGUAGACAGAGACUAACUUUGAGCUGCUACCUUAAGUUUUCUGGUUUUUCUUUCUUUCAAUUUUUUUUAAAGAAAUGAAUAAAUAAAGUAGCUACCAUUUUGGUGAACAACCUUUAAGAACUACGAAUCCUCUGUCUAUCUAUCUAUCGUUACUGUUGUUUUAAUUUCGAUUCAUGCGUCCCUUCCCAUGAAGUAUCCUGGAGCGAUUUGCAAUAGGAGAACAUAUGUAAAAACAUUUAUAUAAUUAUAAUAUAUUUUUUUAAAAAAAACAAGUUUAAAGCAACAAAAGCCCAUAUAUAAAAUCAGAUUUCAAAUCCAAGACAGGAUCUUUAUCCACUGGGAUAAAGAUUUAGAAGGCUCUUUGAAAGAGGGAAUAUUUAGCAGGAACAUAUUUAGCUAGAGCUGGCAUGAGUCUGAAUGCUGGGAAUCGCUCUUGCAGGGAGAGUACUCUUGCACUCAUAACCUGUUUGUGGGCAUCCCAUAAUAGGCAUCUGGUUGGCCACUGUGAAGACCGAGUGCUGGUCUAGGUGGGCCAUUGGCUUCAUGCUGCAGGUUAUACCAGUUCUGUUGUGCUGGCAACAGUUCUGAUAUGCUCCUACAUUGGCCUUCUCUAUUGGGCCUUCCAACUGUCAACAGCUGCUUUCCCCGGAAUCUUCCAGCUUCCUUCCUCUGAUUGGCUCUUGCCAUACCGUCUGCCUUUUGAUGUCUUCCUUUCAAGGGAAAACAGAGCUUGGCUGAUCCCCCCCCCCCCCCGCUCUCCUUGCCAGGGCAAAAAGCUGUGGUAAGUUUCCGUGCCUCUGGAGGAAUGCACCAGGUGUGUGGGGUGGCUCCAUAAUGGAGGGGCUUCACCGCUACCCACUUCUGGGAUUCUUGAUCCAAUCGACCGCCCUGAGAGAGAACGGCUGAAGUUCCAGCUUUCGACUUUGCUUCAAUCUGGGAGUGGGGGAACCAGCCCCCCUUCCAGAUGUUGUGGGACUACAACUACUGUCUCUGCCAGCAGCUGGGAUGGAUGGGAAUUGGGAGUACAACAAUGUUUGGAGGUUCCCUCGUCCCCUUUUUAAUCUGUCUUACUAACGGCCAGAGCAGCCACUCAUGCAGAGACAUGGCAGGGAGCCUCCUUUCCGAAUGGUGCUCCUGCGGGCUUUUCAGAUAUUGCUGGACUACAAAUCCCACCAUCCCUGAUCCCUAAUCAAAGUGUUUGGGGGAUUGUAGAUCUGGGAGGUCUCCUAGGAACUCUCAGCACCCUUACCACACUGCAGCACCCAGGACAACAACAAAUUAUUUUUUGGAAUUGUUGAUUUCAGAAAACUUUUUUAAAAAGGUUUUUAUUAAAUACUUUCUUGUGUUACAAAACAAAUAAACAGGGGAAAGCAUGUCUGUGACCCCACUACCAAUUCAUAGAGUCCUUUUCACAGUUCUUUUAUAUGUGGUGGGAGACACUUUUGUCGUAGACAUCUUGCAGUUGGGGGGGAGAGAAGGGAGGGAGAGAGAUGGGGUUUUUGUUCUUAUAAUAAUAAUAAUAAUAAUAUAAUUUAUUAUUUAUACCCCAGCCACUCUGGGCUGCUCCCAACAGAAUAUAAUAAUAAAAAAGCGAUAAAACAUCAAACAUUAAAAACUUCCCUAAACAGGGCUGCCUAAAAGUCAGAUAGUUGUUUGUUUCCUUGACAUCUGAUGGGAGGGUGUUUCACAGGGCACCACUACCGAGAAGGCCCUGUGCCUGGUUCCCUGUAACCUCGCAGUGAGGGAACCACCAGAAGGCCCUUGGAGCUGGACCUCAGUGUCUGGGCUGAAUGAUGGGGAUGGAGACGCUCCUUCAGGUAUACUGGGCCAAGGUUGUUUUGUUCUGUUGCACAGUGUUAGUGUAGGGAUUUGUGUCAGCAUCACACAGGUAUAUCCUUUGUUACAAAGAAGCUGCACUGCAAUCAUGAACGCAAACCAACCAAACUCUGGAGCCCUUAAUCUCUUGCAAUGUCAAUAAAAACAAACAACAAACUGUGUAAAGAAAGCAUUGCAAAAAUACAUGGUUGCAUGUAAAAAUGUUACAUUAAUACAAAGUUACCAAUAUAUAGAAAUCAAUAUCGGUUAAUUUUCCUUCCGACACACCCUCCCUCUCAGACUCUGGGUUUUCACCCCAGGGUCCAAACAAACUCUCAGCUCACCCACAAAAGUCUCAUAACCAAAAGAGUUCCUGGAAACAGCAAAUGUCGCCUUAGUCUCUCAUUGUACGCUUGCUUUUUAUGAGCAGGCCCAAGGUGGAUGUUACCUCCCUAGGCUGCUACAGCUGUGCCCAUUCAGCUGCCUUCUCCACACUCAGUUCCAGGUACAAUAGGUUUGUUGAUUUCCCCAGGGGGUCCAGAGGAUGGGGAAGGGGCCCCCUUCCACUCACAGCUCUUUCUUCACCCUCUGUCCUCUCCUCCUCCGACUCCUCUAGUUGAUACCAUCUUGGAACACCCAAAUUCUUCUUUCUCCCUACAGCUCCUUGCCUAUUUUUCACCCAUACCCAGGGAACUAUGGAAACUUCGAAUACUUCAAUUCCCAAACGCAAGAAAAAGGUGAGUUCAGAUGCAUCCUGGCUCCCCCUGGUGAGAUUCAAAUCAAAAUCAGCCACAAUGGUUCAAAGUUCUAAAGCUGGGCAAAGCAAAUGGGUACCAGAACUCCCCACUGUCCCUCCUCAUUGGCCAUGCUGGCUGGGACUGAUGCGAGUUCGAGUCCAGCAACAAUUGAAGGCCGUCAUCUUAGCCAGUGUGGUAUGGUGGUGAGGGUGUCCAAUGAAGACCUGGGAGACCAAAUCCCCACUUGGCCAUGAAGUGAAGAAGAAGAAGAAGAAGGGGCCACUCAUGCAGAGAUGCAGCAGGCAGCCUCCUACCUUGAUGAUGUCCCAGCUCCCAGACACAUUUAGUCCAGGGAUGGGCAGCCUGUGGAUUUCCAUAUGUUGUUGGACUACAACUCCCAUCCUCCCUGACCGUUGGCCAGGCUGUUUUUGGGCAGAUGGAAGUUGAAAUCCAACCAAAUCUGGGGAGCUGGAGGCAAAGUUUGUUUCUGCCUUUGCUGUCGCCUCUGCUUCUUUGCAGUUGGAUUUAUCCCUAGUAGUAGUAGUAGUAGUACAGUGGUACCUCUGGUUAUAAGCUUAAUUCGUUCCGGAGGUCUGUUCUUAACCUGAAACCGUUCUUAACCUGAGGUACCACUUUAGCUAAUGUGGCCUCCCACUGCCACCGCACCGCCAGCACACGAUUUCUGUUCUCAUCCUGCGGUAAAGUUCUUAACCUGAGGUACUAUUUCUGGGUUAGCGGAGUCUAUAAUCUGAAGUGUUUGUAACCCAAGGUACCACUGUAAUUAAUUAGUUAGUGCCCAUCUAACUGGAUGGCCGCUCUGGGUGGCUUCAAACAAAUUUAAAAGUGAGACAUCAAACAUUCAAAACUUCCCUAUAAAGGACAGCCUUCAGAUGCCUUCUAAAAGUCAGAUAGUUGUUUGUUUCCUUGACAUCUGAUGGGAGGCAUGACUACCGAGAAGGCCCUCUGUCUGGUUCCAUUGUAACCUCACUUUUCUCAGUGAGGGAAUUGCCAGAAAGCCCUCGGAGCUGGACCUCAGUGUCCGGGCUGAAUGAUGGGGGUGGAGACUCUCCUUCAGGUAUGCAGGGCCAAAGCCAUUCAGGGCUUUAAAGGUCAGCACCAACUCUUUGAAUUGUGCUCAGAAAAUGUUUCCCAAGAAGGGGUGGGCUCUUCACCGAUAGGGCAGGUGCUGGAGUCACCCCAAUGGCUUGUGAAGUCGUGCUCAGGGUUUCUGGUGCCGUGGGAUGUACCACUCACCUGAAACACCCACACCCACCCGUCCUACUUAGCAUGCAAAUUGCUGCCUCUCAGCCUGCCCGGACUGUAGGUCCUGCUCACUGAAUCAGGACAACCGUGCCUGUGCAAUUUUUGCCUCCUAAUGUAGCCUGGGGAUUGUGGCAGACCACAUUUGGCCACUGGCUGAGAGAGGCAGUGACUGGCCCAAGUUCACCCCAGUAAACGUCAUGGUGGAGCAGGGGAUUCAAACCCUGGUAUCCCAAGACCCAGACCGAUAUGCUAACCACUACACCACACUCUCUCUGGAGUGUCUGGCCAUGCUUCGUUUUAUGGGUAGGGCUGGGUUUUCACUAGUAGGUGUCUCUAACACACCUGCACAGUGUACAACCAGCAACCCUGUCUACUGCUCUUUCCUAUAGGAACUGACAUCCGGACUUCUAAUUGCUACAGUGAUUCCCUCCAUUGGAUCCUUGCAACUGGGAUACAUCUACUGGGUUGUCCUCAACCCAGUGACGGUAUGCCAGCCCUAUCAUCUGUGGGACUACUUAGAAUCAUGGAACUGUAAGAGUUGGAAGGGAACUCCAAGAGUCAUCUAGUCCAACCCCGUGCAAUGCAGGAAUCUACAUAGGGCAGGGGUGGGCCAAUGCAUUCGCUUGGAAAAGCCGUAGCUCAGCAGCGGAGCAUCUGCUUUGCAUGCAGGAGUCUCCUGGUUCAAAACCCGUAACAUCCCCGAGCAGGGCUGGGAAAGAUCAGAAUCUGAAACCUCAAGAGCAGCUGCCAGUCAGUGCAGACACUACUAGGCUAGAUUGGGGGGGGAUGCUUCUACUGGUUCUACCAGGGACUUAGGUGGUGUCAUGGGCUGUUUGGACACAGAGGAUUGGUGGAGGGCACCAGCUGGGGAGCCCCCAAUGGAAGAAAGUGGUGGGAUGACAAAGAAUGGUCAGAGGCAGAAGACUGGGGAAAGGAGGUGUCAGAGCUGAAGAGGUAGCAGGGUUGAGUGAGCAGGGGGAGUCUGUGGGCCAUAGCUCAGUUUUAGAGGGCAAAGGUUGCAUGUGGGGUGGUCCCAGGGCAACCCAAAGCAUUUCUAGUUACUGUUUUUGCUGAGGGCAGCAGGUGAUGGUAAAGAGCUCUGCUUGAGACUCUGGGAAACUGCUGCCAUUCAGAGUACAGUGGUACCUUGGUUCCCAAACUUAAUCCGUUCUGGAAGUCCGUUCCAAAACCAAGGUGCGCUUUCCCAUAGAAAGUAAUGCAAAAUGGAUUAAUCGGUUCCAGACUUUUAAAAACAACCCCUAAAACAGCAAUUUAACAUGAAUUUUACUAUCUCAUGAGACCCUUGACCCAUAAAAUGAAAGCAAUAAACAAUGUACUGCGGUCACACAAUCAAUCAAUCAAUCAGUAGCUGAAUUGGGUUCCACACAGUCACAGAAACAAAACAAAAAGAGCCGCAAAAACAAAAACGCAAAAUAAAUAGCAAAAACAAACAGACCUCAGUGUAAUGUUCAAAAUGGAAGCGUGGCACUCAAAUCGGAAUUGUAACACUCAAAACAGAGCAUGUUUGGCUUCUGAAAAAGUUCGCAAACUGGAACGCUUACUUCCGGGUUUGCAGUGUUUGGGUUCCAAGUUGUUUGAGUACCAAGGCGUUUGAGAACCAGGGUACCGCUGUAGGUGAUACUGCGCUGGAUGGUAUAAGUUAGUUUCCUGUGUCUCAGAUCCUGUGUGCUUGUCCCACUCUCUUUCAUCUGAUGUCUCUCUUCCACUUAGGUCUCACAUAUAAAUUCCAACAUAACGGAAGAGACCGAAAGGAUGGACAUCAGAAUCGAAGAGACUCUGAGUGGCCGGAUGGCCUUUAACGCUAUGGUCUUCCCAAUUGGAGGCAUCAUUGGGUCGCUGAUGCUCAGCACCUUGGUGGAUAGCUGCGGCAGGUACAGAGAUAAUAGGGGGAUGGAGAACAGUAGGCACAGCAAGAGGUGUUGGGGGUGGGGAAUAUGACUAUCACUGACCCACAUCCCCCACUGAUCUCUAGUUAAGCUAUGUGUUGGGUCAAUGCCUUAGAAACAUAGGAAAACACAACACAAAGGAAUACAGAUAAAUAAAGAAACGCGGCUCACAUGACUCUGUAUGCAGUUAUAUAGAACUUAUAUAAAAGACAACAUGUAAAAAAAAGACAUUUAUAUUCCACCAAGCAUCCAUUUCUUUAAAUAUAGCCUUUACAUAAUACACGGGUGGCGCUGUGGGUUAAACCACAGAACCUAGGACUUGCCAAUCAGAAAGUCGGCGGUUCGAAUCCCCGCGACGGGGUGAGCUCCUGUUGCUUGCUCCCUGCUCCUUCCUACCUAGCAGUUCAAAAGCAUGUCAAAGUGCAAGUAGAUAAAUAGGUACCGCUCCGGCGGGAAGGUAAACAGCGUUUCCGUGGGCUGCUCUGGUUCGCCAGAAGCGGCUCAGUCAUGCUGGCCAUAUGACCCGGAAGCUGUACGCCGGCUCCCUUGGCCAAUAAAGCGAGAUGAGCGCCACAACCCCAGAGUCGGUCACGACUGGACUGAAUGGUCAGGGGUCCCUUUACCUUUACAUAAUAUAUACAAUACCAAAAAGAUGCUCAAUAUGGGACGACUCAAAACCAAAUUUCCGUCCAAAUGUUCCUUCAUUCAACACAGAGAAAAGAAUCUCUGCAAAUAUACUUAUUGCUAAAGGAUAAUCCACAAACAGGAUAGAGUCAUAAAACUGUAGAGCUGGAAGGGACCCAAAGAGUUAUCUAGUCCAGCCUCCUGUAAUGCAGGAAUCUACAUAGAGCAGGGGUAAAAAGGUAAAGGGACCCCUGACCAUUAGGUCCAGUCGUGACCGACUCUGGGGUUGCGGCACUCAUCUUGCUUUAUUGGUCGAGGGAGCCGGCGUACAGCUUCCGGGUCAUGUGGCCAGCAUGACUAAGCCGCUUCUGGCGAACCAGAGCAGCGCACGGAAACACCGUUUACCUUCCCGCUGGAGUGGUACCUAUUUAUCUACUUGCACUUUGACGUGCUUUCGAACUGCUAGGUUGGCAGGAGCAGGGACCGAGCAACGGGAGCUCACCCCGUCGCGGGGAUUCGAACCACCGACCUUCUGAUCGGCAAGUCCUAGGUCAAUGCAUUUGCUUGGGAAAGUUGUAGCUCAGCAGCAGAGCAUCCGCUUUGCAAGCAGGAGUCUUCUGCUCUCGAUCGCUCAAACCGCAGUAGUAGUGCCCCAGCUGUGUGAAAUCCCAUGUGGAACUCAGAAGACAACAAAACCACUUGGUGAAAAAAUCUGUUUCAAAUAUCUUCCUGUGGUUGGCCUGGAAUGGACUGAAGACGGCAAAACUCCUGCUCAAGGAGAUAAGUCGGCUGCAUACACUUGCUCAUUCUAUAAGGGCUGAUUGCACAUGGUGGAAUACACGUCUAAUUUUUUAUGUUUUGUCUUUGGGCUGUUUCAGACUGUUGGUUCAUCUGAAUCAGUAGACCAGGGGUCAGCAAACUUUUUCAGCAGGGAGCCAGUCCACUGUCCCUCCGGCCUUGUGGGGGGCCGGACUAUACAGUGGUACCUCAGGUUAAGUACUUAAUUCGUUCCGGAGGUCCGUACUUAAUCUGGAACUGUUCUUAACCUGAAGCACCACUUUAGCUAAUGGGGCCUCCUGCUGCCGCUGCGCUGCUGGAUCACGAUUUCUGUUUUCAUCCUGAAGCAAAGUUCUUAACCUGAAGCACUAUUUCUGGGUUAGCGGAGUCUGUAACCUGAAGCAUAUGUAACCUGAAGCGUAUGUAACCCGAGGUACUACUGUAUUAAUAAAAAAUAAAAAAUGAACGAAUUCCUAUGCCCCACAAAUAACCCAGAGAUGCAUUUUAAACAAAAACACACAUUCUACUCAUGUAAAAACACUCUGAUUCCUGGACCAUCCACGGGCCGGAUUUAGAAGGCGAUUGGGCCGGAUCCGGCCCCCGGGCCUUAGUUUGCCUACCCAUGCAGUAGACAAUCAGCGUUGUCUACACUGACUGGCAGCAGCACUUCAGGGCCUUGUGGCAACUCCGCAGCUGCCCUCCCUCCUCUACUUUUUUCGCUGCUUGGGGCCUGCUCAUCUCCUCCUCACCCCCUUUCUGCUGUCUUUUCAGGAGACGCUCCUUGAUGCUCAAUAAUGCUGCAGCCGCCGUUGCCUGUGGAUUAAUGGGUGCUUCCGAUGCAGGGAAAUUCUACGACUUUGGCAUUUUUGCUCGCUUCCUCGUCGGGAUAUCUUCAGGUGAAAAAAAAGCGCACCGCAUGUAGUCUUUGAAUUGCCUUUUAACAAAUCCAAGCCAAACAAAAGCAGAAAGCUGCCUUGAACCCGUGUCUGUGGUUUGACGCUUUGACUCCUGAACCCAGAUGCCUAGGCUGCUUAUCAGCAUUAAAAAGUUAAGGAGCUGUGCACAAUGUUAAUCCUACUCAGAGUAGACCUGUUGGAAAUAAUAGGCGUGACUAACUUAGGGCUGAGUUGGCUCCCAUUUGCAAUGUACGUUUAAAGCAGUAUCAUACCACUUUAAAUACUUCUCCAAUAGAGGAUUCUGUUUCAACUUUUAAACCCCUCUGGGCAGCUUUCAACAGAAUGUUAAAAACACGAUAAAACAUCAAACAUUAAAAACUUCCUUAAACAGGGUUGCCUUCAGAUGCCUUAUAAAAGUCAGAUAGUUGUUUAUUUCUUUGACAUCUGAUGGGAGGGCGUUCCACAGGGCAGGUGCCACUACUGAGAAGGCCCUCUGCCUGGUUCCCUGCAGGGUAAUUUUUUUCCAUUUGUCUCUCCAGCUCUGACCAGCGCACUUCUCGUUUUCUUGCUGUGCAUCAUUUUUAUUUAUUUAUUUUACUUUCCCCCUGUUUAGUGCUCCUAAAAAAAAAAGGUGAUCAAGUGAUCUAGGUGCAAAAUUUGUGUGUAUUCCCGCUCGUUUGUGAUGGCUCCAAUCGCAACUUUAUUUUCUGUCUUUAAUAAUAUGUAUUCAAUAAUACAUAUUGGAAAGAUCCCGUUUCCUUUUACGUAUGUCAAAUGAUUGUCUGAUUCAUCUGGUUUCCUGGUUUUCUGAUUCUCUUCUGAUUCCCUGCCAUGGGUGGGCGCAGCUGAAGGUGGAGAAAACAUGAGAAGCAGGCUAUACAGUAAUGGAGUCAUAGAACUGUAGAGUUGGAAAGGACCCCAGGGUCAUCUAGUCCAACCCCCUGCAAUGCAGGAAUCUUUUGCCCAAUGUGGGGUUCAAACCAACGACCCUGAGAUUCAGAGUCUUGUGCUCUACUGACCAGGCUAUCGCAGUUAUAUUGAUUAUAGGAAGAAUAAAUGGGAUAACGUAGGGUUUCUGGGGUCUUUCCCCAAGUAAAAUUAGAGGCAAAAAUCCCAGGUGGGAACAUGCAGUCCCAGACCAAAUAGAAAAUGUGGCAAAGAGGUAUGGACUUAAGAGAAAGUGUGGCUGGGCUCUGAGUUCAAGUGGUGGGAGGCAGAACGGCUGGGACCAGCAAAGUUCUACUCACAGCAAACCCACUGAUAUUAACAGAGUUAGUUGUGUGCACUAGUCUGUUCAGAGCAGGAUUAAUAGUGGUUGCAGCCGUAUGCCACAAAUGUUGAAGUAACGCCAUGGAUGAGGUCCCUCUGCCAGUUGUGCCUGUGACCCUUUGAUUCUCAUUUAACCAGGCUUGUUUUCCACUAUGAUCCCGUUAUAUGUUGGAGAGCUCGCCCCCGUAAGCAUGAGGGGGGCCUUCACGAUGAUGUCCAUACUGUUCUUCACUGUGGGUCUCCUCUUGGCUCAGGCCAUCAGCAGUCCCAACAUCCUUGGGAACAAGAAACGUAAGUUGGAGAAAAGAGGGCGGGGUCAGGGAUGUGGGGGUAGCGCUAUGGUCUAAACCACUGAGCCUCUUGGACUUGCCAAUCAGAAGGUCGGCCGUUCGAAUCCGUGCGACGGGGUGAGCUCCCGUUGCUCUGUCCUAGCUCCUGCCAACCUGGCAGUUUGAAAGUAUGCCAGUGCAAGUAGAUAAAUAGGUACCACUGUGAUGGGAAAGUAAACGGCAUUUCCGUGCGUUCUGGUUUUCGUCACGGUGUUCCGCUGCGCCAGAAGCAGUUUAGUCAUGCUGGCCACAUGACCCAGAAAGCUGUGGACAAAUGGCGGCUCCCUCGGCCUGAAAGCGAGAUGAACGCCGCAACCCCAUAGUCGCCUUUGACUGGGCUUAACCCUCCAGGGGUCCUUUGCCUUUUACAUCCUAUGAUAUGUAGGCAGACUAGGCAUGGCAUCCUACUUCAUAAUUAAGAAGAGCCAAUUUUAAACAACUUUUUAAUCUCAUCGUGUAUCAUUUCCCCAAAUACCCUUGCUUUCUUGCAAGCCCACCACAUAUAUAGUAGAUACAGUGGAACCUCAGGUUGCAAACGUGAUCCGUGCGGGAGACACGUUUGCAACUCACAGCAUUCGCAACCUGCAGCACUGCAUCUGCGCACGCGUGGGUCACGAUUCAGCACUUCUGUGCAUGCGCAAAGCACCGAAACCCGGAAGUAACCCGUUUCAGUACUUCCGGGUUCGGUGCGUGCACAACCCGAAAACGUGUAACCUGAAGCGUCUGUAACCCGAGGUACCACUGUAUAUACAAUCCAUCUACCUUCUUUACACUUUCAGCAAUUGUUAGGAACCUUCUUAUAUAGUUUAGAUCAUUUGUUAAAAUGAGUAUACCAAAAAAGAAGCCAGAAGCAUUUUUCUAUGAGGGAUUAUAGGCAUAAAUCCCAAAGAAAAUGUUAAAGUUGUUUAUAUAUGUAACGACAACAGCUUUAUGUGCAGAAAUGGAAGGAAGGAAGAAGUUCCCACCAAAGAAGAAUGAAUAAGUGAGAUAAUGGACUAUACAGAACUGGCAAAAUUAAGAGAAUCUCACGAUGAUCGUUUUAUGGAAGAAUGGAUGUCUUUUUUGAACUGCUUAGAGAAAUAUUAUAGUAUGAUGAACUCACGAGCGAGAUGCGAGCAAUGAGCAACUGAAGUAAUUAGAUUAUAAUAUAGAAGAUAGGGGGCAGCAGAAGCGGAGAAACCACAAAUCCAUGGAAAACGGGUUGGGAGGUCAAAAAAAUAAGAGAAAAGAUGAAAAUGUGCUUUGAUUGUAUAUGUUUAAAAAGUUGAAACUUAAUAAAACAUAAUUGAAAAGAAAAACAUAACAAGAGCCUUCCAGAGCAGGCCAGUUGCCAUCAAUCGCCCUUUCCUCCAUGAGUUUGUCUUUUAAAACCAUCUAAUUUGGUGGCCACCCUGGCCUCUUGUGGAAGUGAGUUCCACAGUUCAGCUCUUCCUGUGGUUGGCCCCUUCUUUUCUCUGUCCUGCAUUCAGUUUUGCAGGUUGUGUCUUGGUCCUGGCAUUAGGAGAGGGGGAGAAAAGUGCUCCCCCCUCCACUGCCUCCACUCCAUGCUUCACUUUGUAAACGUACCUUGUCGCGACUUAUUCACUUGUCUCGUUUUCUUAGGUCUGCCAGUGAUGCUGGGCCUGACUGGGAUAGUUGCUUUCUUCAACAUCCCGCUCCUGCUCCUGUGCCCUGAAAGUCCUCGCUACCUGUUUAUUCAGAUGAAGAACGAAGCAAAAGCGAGGAAAGGUAGGCUGGCUUUGUAGCUUUGUGUUAUGUACUGAAGUUCUCACCCUGGGCCAGCAGGGGGAUACUGUAGAUAGUUUUCACUCAGGUCCACAUAUGCAAAUAAGGGAUUGAAAGUGACAUUCAGUGAUUGGAUAGUUACAGAAAAUGGUUACUGUUGCGUUCUAGUGGAGCUCUAUAUAAGCAGGCUGGCUGAACCCUUCAGUUCAGUUCUGUUCUGGCCUGUGAAUAAACAAGAGCUGUUUGAAACAUUGCUGUGUCGUCUGAUAUGUUCACCCACAACUGAACUCUUUGUAUGCAGAAGGCCCCCGGGCCCAAUCCCUGGUGUCUCCAGGUAAGGCUGCGAGGAGGUGGGAAGUGAUAUCGGGAUUGACAGUGAAGCGUUUGCUCCUCCUGCCCGUCAAAGUUUGCCUGGGCUGUGACUGAUGUCAGACCCUCCAAGUUUCCCUAUUUUCCAGGCCUGGGAUUACAGAAGCCAUCCCAGUUUCUGAUUUGAUCCUGGAAUGUCCCACUUUCCCAUAGGACGUCCCUAUUUAACAUCGGAUAAAUAUUGGAGGGUAUGGUAGGGUGGCCCCUAUUUUCAUCGGCGAAAUGUUGGAGGGUUAUGGAGUCACGCAACCCUCAAGCGAAGGAGAUAAGUAAGUAUACAACCUUUAGGAGAUAAGUAAGUAUACAUCUGUAGGCAGUUUUAUUAUGUUUUUAUCCAUGUUGGAAGUCUCCCAGAGCAGCUGGGUUCAACCCAGUCAGAUGGCUGGGGCAUACACAAUAAAAGUAUGAUGGAAAAGGAUGUCUCUAUUUUCAUCGGAGAAAUGUUGGAGGGUAUGUGAUGUUUACGCUCUAGUCUGGACUGUGCAUAGUGCAUGAAUGCUCUUUCUUCCUCAGAUUCUCUCUCUCUAUCUCUCUCUCUCCCCACCCAGCCUUGAAAAUGCUCAGGAACAAGGUUGACAUGGAAAAUGAGAUCGAGGAGCUCCGAAAGGAGGAGAUGUAUGAGAUACAAGAAAAGGACAUGACGAUACUUUCGCUUCUGAAAAGCCAUAGUCUCCGCCGCCAAGUCAUCACCGUCGCCAUCUUGUUGGGGGGCCAGCAAUUUUCUGGCAUAAUUGGGGUGAGGAAGCCAAUGUUCCAAGUGGCUCCGGAGCUGUGGGAGAAGGGAUGAGGAACCUUUCUCUGCCGGGAGGGGGCAUGUUCCUGUCCCAGAAAGUGCCUGAGGGUCACAUGAUGUUGGUGAAACUCUUUGGCUCCUGUAAUAAUGGGGGAGACCCCCUAUUUUUUCAACUGGUGAAUGAAGGAAAGAAAGGGUUAAGGAAAGGAAGACCUGAAGGAAAGCGGACUGAGGCUUUUACGUCCUUCAGCAGUGAAAUGAUAUAGUAAAGCUGGACCCACAGUUGUGGCCAAAAUUGGCAGAUUUCAGGGAAGCCAGAUAACCUCCAGGGGAGAACUGAUAUUCUUUAAUGGUUCAGGAAUAUAUUUCUUCAAGCUCUUCUCGAACCAUUGAAGAAUUUCACUUAUGUUUGUCAGAAAAACAUCCUCUGAGAAGUUUUGCGCUAUAAUCAGCAUUCAGAGGCUGUAACACCAGGUUGCUGAUUUGUGUGUGUGCAUGCGUGCGUGUGUGCGCACACACACACACCAGACAAGGAAUUCCAGAACAUUCUCCCAGGUGAAGAAGUGGGGAACUGAAUCCAGCUGGAGGAGCAAUUUUGACACCCCCAGCUCUCGCAGGCCAAGUUUGACAGGGUGGGGGCAAUUGCCUUUGUUAUGUACUGAAGUUCUCGCCCUGGGCCAGCAGGGGGAUACUGUAGAUAGUUAUGCAAAUGAAAGAUUGAAAAGUGACGUUCAGUGAUUGGAUAGUUUUGAAUGCAAAUGAAGGAUCGAAAAGUGACGUUCAGUGAUUGGAUAGUUUUAGAAAAUGGCAACAGUUACAUUGUUCUGGAGCUCUAUAUAAGCAGGCUGACUGAGCUCCUCAGCUUAGUUCUGUUCCAGCUUACAAAAUAAAGAGCUGCUUUGGAGAAAUUGCUGUGUCGUCUGCUAUGUCAACCCACAACUUAACAGCCUCAUGUCACGUGUGGCAACCCUGUGUUGCUGUUUUUUGCCAGGCGUUUUAACUGAAUUCCAGUUUUGUCGUUUUAACCGAUUUUUAUUUUGUUGCCGUGUACACCUCUGAGGGAAGGAUGAAAUCAAAUGUGGGUGUAUUGCCUAGAAUAGAAUGCAUAAAUAAAUAUCCUCCUUCAUUGGAGGCAUUGAAACAGAGCUUGAAGGGCCACUUGCCAUGGGUUGGUUAGGCGCGAUUCCUUCAUUGCAGGAGAUGAACCUUGGGCUCCAUUCCAAUUCUUUGGCUUUAUGAUUCUAAAAUACAUUAAAGGCAACUCUCAUCAGCGAAGGGUUGUUUGGGGUGGUUUCUAUUUUAUUUCAUUUUGCUUUUUCCUCUUUCCUGAAAAUUCCCGGUAGCCGGCAUCAUCUUCCGCAGCUGAUGUCUUUGUUUGCUGUGAUCUGCUUGCAGGGCUACUUCUACGCAGAGAAAAUCUACAGGUCGCUUCUAAGCAAAGAGAGCCAUAUCUUUUAUAUGAAUUUGUGUGUGACGUGUUGGCUCUUGUUUGUGGCCUCCAUAAUGGUGAGCCAUCCCCUCUCUCCUUCCCUUUCAAAUCUCCAAACUCAAUCCCAGAGAGACUUGCAUUUGGCCUAUAGUUUUCCCACCCUACCAAUUAAAGAGAAGAAAGUUACAUGAUGUUGGCCAUUUAUCUAUUCACUCUGGCUUGUUGGCAAGGAGGGUUUAGAUAAGGCCACAUCAAAGCAACUUUUCUUUACGUUCCUCCAGAACUUUCCUUAUUGCAAAAAGUUUGAUCUUUUGAGGGAUUUUUUUUUGGGGGGGGAGCAGUUUUGUUGCGCAAGACACCCAAUCAAUUGUAUAGAAAACUUUUAACUCUUUUUAUUUAUAUUUUUAUGUUCCUUGUAAGCCGCUUAGCUUUCUUCCAGUCAAGCAGUAUGUAAAUUUUCUUAAAUAAACUAUAAACACUUGUAAGAAAUCGAUCUCUUAGCAUGGCAGCACCUAUGCUAUUGACAUCAGGCAGAUAGAUACCUUUGCUGUCUUCUUUUCAGCAACAAAAUUGGUUUAGGCCACAGUUAGUUUCGUUUUAUUUCUUUUUCUCCCGUUGGUUUUAAUAAUAUUUGGGAUAUUUUUAAAAAAUACAUUUUUAUUGAUAAUUUUUCAUAUUUCCUGUGAACUAAGAAGCUUCAUGACAAUCAAGUAGGAUAUAAUUUUUGUUAAAUAAAUACACGCAGGUAUUUGCAUGCAUUUAGGAAGUUUGUCUUGAGGAAGACAGCCCAGUUCCUUACUUGGUUUGCUGGUUGGCAGCAGCUAUUUUCGGGCAGAAACCAUGGAGAGAGGGAGAGGGGAGAUCUUGGAUUUAAAAUGUUCCCAUAGGAAAUAAUGGAAAUUAUCAGCUCAUUAUGUGAACACUAGCCUAAGGAACGAUUUCCUGGGAACGCCUUCUGUCUGGUAAGCGGGACCUGCAUGUAAAAUCAAUAAAUCAGCUGUAACUCUGCAACCUGAAGCUGUUGGCUGUGAUCAGAGGCUUCCUUUCUCUCUCUCACCCCCCCCCCCGCCUUUAUAUUCCCUAGAUGUCUGUGAUUGACUCUGUGGGGCGGAGGUUUCUCCUACUUCUGGGAUUUCUGAUCUGUAGCGUUGCCUGCGUCUUGCUAACCUUGACCCUCGAACUUCAGGUGAGUAAAUCGCGACCGGCAGAAUGCAGAGCUGAAUGUCGCUCAUUAAAAUUAGCUAUUCUGCUUUGAUUAGGCCAUUAUUAUAAUUAUAUAAUAAUUCUUAAUAAUAAUUCUUAAUAAUAAUUCUUAAUAAUAAUAAUAAUAAUAAUAAUAAUAAUAGUUAUUCUAACCUGGCCUUCACCAUAAACAACUCAGGUCCUCAAUACCUGAGGAACCUCCUCCUUCCCAGAAUCCUCUUGGAUUCUGAGAUUUCAGAAGCGGGCGCUUUUGUUAGUUUUGUUAGUUCCUCCACCCGCAGAGCCGCAGGGUGGUGGCAGUGGCGGCCAAGGAGAGAGAUUCCUCUACGGUGGCCCCUAAGUUAUGGAACUCCCCACAGAAGUGUGUUUGAUACCUUCCUUACGAAGCUUCUGGCAACUGCUGAAGACAUACCUCUUUGCCUUGGCUUUUGACCCUUGUGGUGUGUAUUUUUAGGACGCAGCUAAUUUUUUGAGAUUGCAAGCUGUUUUAAACUGUUUUUAAUAUUGUGUUUUAACCUGCCCUGGGACCUUAGGGUAAUAAAUCAAUCAAUGACAACAACCCCACGAUUCUUGAAAGAGAUGUUUCUAACCGAAACUGUUUUUAGAUUUUUAUUUUUAUUUUUAAAAAUCUCUUAACAACUUUUAUGACUGUUUCAGCUGUUUUUGUGAGAAUCAGUCCUACUAGAAAAACCAGCACAGACUGAGGUCAAAAAAGUAAGGGCAGAUUUCAUUCCAUUUGGCAUGAUUUUAUUUUCCAUGUCAAAAACAUAGAACAUAUCCACUCUCCCAGCUAUAAAUGCUGUGGAUAAUACAAUAAAAUGGGAAUACAUGCUUCUUCUUCUUUGGUGAUCACUCACAGCCGAAUAAGAUUGUCCUCCAUGAACAUGGUUUUAACAGAGCAUCUGUAAGUGACUGUAGAGGCCAGUUCUGGGUCCGCACAUCCUUCCACAAGUGGGGACAUAGGUUUCCAGGGGGGCAGUAAGGUUUGCUGGAAGUACACCCCCUAGAAAAUAAGAGAUAUCGAUGUUGAUCACAUUUUUACCUUUAUAAACUUGUUAUAUAAUUCCUUUUAUACCGUAAGUGUGAACUGUGUUACUGAUGUCUCUGGCCCCUCUCUUUAUCUCUCCUUUGAGAUUUCAUGCCUGUUUUCCAUGAUGAUUUUGUACUAAGCUUGAUAUUAUUUUCAUUAUUGCAUUUAUAUGCCACUUUUUAAUCCAGGUGGUGUACCUGCUUCUCUUCCCCCCCCCAUAGACUAGGUUUGAGAGGCAGUGACUUCGUCCAAGUUCACCCAGUAAGCUUCAUGGUCGAUUGGGGGAUUUGAACCCUGGUCUCCCAGGUCCCCAGGAUGACACUCUAACUGGCGCUCUGAUUUGGCAUUUUAAUAAAAUUGUGGCUGUGUUGGCUGCCCUGGGAUCCUCUGAGAGGAAGGGCAGGGUAUAAAUUCAAUAAAUAAUAAGGUCCCAGGGCAGGCUCCAGCUAUGGAUGGGGGAAAAGACUCCAUUCAGUUUGCUUUCAAGGGGAAAUCUAUCUAACCUGUGCUUUCCAUAGCAAUUCGCAAAUGGAGGCAAAAUUCACCCUGCUCUGGAUGCAAAGGAGUUCAAGGAAUGUACUCAAAGACAUGUAUAUGGGGGAGUUAUGUGUGCGCACAAAGAUGCCUAUAUCGUCCAAAUCAAAGGGUGUGGUGAUUCCCCACCCCUGCCUCAAAAUGAGAGGCAGCCUCGCUCAUGCACAACUCUUUUUCUCCAACAGGCCAUGCACCCAUGGAUGAUUUACUUGAGCUCCGUUUUAGUCAUUGCCAUGCUCACUGGAUACAUGUUUGGGCCAGGUAAGGGCUCAGGCGACACACAAAACUUAUUUGAGGCGGGUGAAGAACACAGGCCUUUUUUGUGGCGGCUCCCCAUUUGUGGAAUGCUCUCCCUGGGGAGACUCGCCUGGUGCCUUCGUUACAUACCGUAUCUUUAGGUGCCAAGCAAAAACGUCUCUCUUCGACCAGGCCUUUGGCUCAUUAAACAACCUAUGGCCUUUUAAAUGUGUUUUGGGGGGGGGAGGGGAGUUAUCGGUUUGUUUUUGUUUUAUUAUGUGUUUUGAGUUCUCAUGUUGUAUUUUUGUGUUGUGACCUCUGGGUGAAGGGCGAUAUGCAAAUUCAAUUAAUUAAGAUGGAAAAGACAUAGAUCCAGCACUGGAAGGGAGUUAUAGCUCCAAAUAUCUGCAGGGCCCUAUCUGUACUGUAUGUUGAAAGAAGUUUCGUAUCACUUUAAACGGUCAUGGCCUUCCCCCCCAAAGAAUUCUGGGAACUGUGGAGUGGUUAGGAGACCCCCCUGUUCCCUUCGCAGAGCCACAAUUCCCAGAGUUCCCUGGGAAGAGGGUGUGACUGUUAAAUCACUCUGGGAGGAGGGAGCCAAAUUCAACACCCAGCUUUGUUCUGUCCUCCCAGCUAUAAUCACCUACGUGGUCACUCUCGAGAUCUUCCUUCAGUCAUCGCGGGCUACAGCCUUCACGUUGGGCGGCAUAGUGAACUGGGUCACCCGCUGUUUUGCUGUGGGGAUCUUCCUUAAGCUAGAGGUGAGUGGUUCUGCCAGGUCCCUUUUAUCGGGAAAUAAAUAAAACGGCAAUAAAAAUCACAUUUCGUCGAGCCACAAACGGUAUCUAGCAAACACAACAGCUCCGCCCCAAUGGUAGGAAAUGACGUGGGAAUGCUGGGAGAAUGCAGGGAAUCAGUUUGCAUCUGUUGCUGUUUAAAAGAGCUCAGCUCCAGCUUGCUCCUUGCUCGAGCAGCUUCUGAGCUCAGUUGCUCCCCAGAGCACAGCCUUCAUGUUUGCAGACGGCUGGUCCCACCUUGCCUUCUGCUUGGCUUGAACCUCAUCUCACCCUAUACCCCGCAGGGCAAGACAACAAGCCCCUGAAAUUGGUAGGCCAGGUGAAGUUCCUAAACUGAGGACUGUGGCCGUUCCACUUUUGCAUGCUCGACAAAACGACCUUUCCUGGAGGUCCUGGAUCGGCAUCUGGACACCGUGCAUUAAAUGGAAACCGAACCCUGGAAAGACAGGAUCCCUAUGGGUGGGCUCUUCCACGGUCCGGGUGUCAGGUCCACGUGUCUGUUCUGGGUGGGGUGGCACCCCCGUGAAAGCGGAGGUCAGCAGCCUUUCCCAUCCCGAGGGCCACAUUUCCUUCUGGGGGCCACAUGAGAUGAGCAGGGCCAGCGGCACAAGGAGGGUGUGUUGAGCAACUGUGCUGGUCCCAAGGGCUAACUGUGCAGCGAGGUCCGAGUCCAGUCCGAGGUCGAGGGUGCAGAAUGGAGGCUGUCCGUCGAAGCUGAAGUGGGGUCCAAGGCAGGGAGUCGGGUGAGGUCAGGAACUCUGGCAGAAGAGCAGGACAGGGUUCAGGCAGGAACAGGCUACCAACAAUGUUGCUCCCGCAAUCUGGGACUGAGCUGGCUGGCUUUUAUCUGCCCCAAGGCAUAGGUCGGCCCCAGUCCACAGGUGACUCGCCUCUCCUGGCCUGGAGGCGAGCACUCCUCCUGCGAGAACUCCUCCUGCGAGAACUUAAUUCCCUCCACCUCUCUGCCCUGAGCCUCUGCAGCUCAGGAGAGGCUGGAGGAUUACCGGACCCAGAGGCAACCUCAGCUUCUCCUGACGGGGCUGAGAGUGGAGCACCUGCAGGCAAUGGGUCCUCCAUCACCUCCAGAGCAGACUCAGCUGGUGCCUGCAUCUGAGGAUCCAGCACAGGUGAGGACCCUUCAGGCUCAAGCCCCAGCCCCGGCUCAGCUGGUUCUGGAGGUGGGGACUCCUGUGCAGGCUGGGAUUCCUCAGGUUCAGCCUCCGAGUCCGAAUCCCAGGCCAUCACAGCAACACAUGCAGAUUUCCUCUUUGCAUGCUCGGUUACAACUCACAAACUGUGGCGGAAAUGCCCAGAGCUGAAAUGGAGACUGGGAAAACAAGGAGCCCGCUGGGACACAUUGGUCAAGCCCUGCUUACCUCCCCCUGUUCCCUCCCCCUUUUGUCUUUCCAACUCCAGCCGCUCACUGGGCCUUACAGCCUCCUGAUCCUUUGGCCUCUCUGCAUGGUGACCUUUAUUUAUAUUUCCGCGAUGGUUCCGGAAACCAGAGGCAUGACCUUUCUUGAAAUCCGCAAGUCCAUGGAUCUCCAAGCCAAGGAGGAUAAGGAACAGAUAGAUAGAAACCCAGAUAGUUAGAAACUCAGAAGGCGUCGAUGCUGUGCUUAAUUGUUAUUUUUUAAGAUACAACGGUCCAAAGAGAUCCCCUUCAUGCUGUCCUGCAGUCGCCUCAGCUCUGUUAACACGUACGGCCAUUUUCCUUUCAGUCCAGAAGAGCAACCCAAGCUGUUUCCCCCUUCCCUGUGUGCACUUUUCUAUUGUUCUACCACAAAUGUUGUUUCUUUAUUAAAUUACGAAGGGUGAGCACAAUCAAUCCAGAGCCAAAUGUGUGAAAUGACUCUCGAGCCCACAAAAUCAUGACCGCCGGCAAUGGGCCUUCAUUCACCACAGCUUUCCUUGGUCAGAACAGCCACGGCCUCUGGGGAACCCACAAAAGUGGAGUCCCCAGGCCUAUAAAUCACACAGAGGCAUUUGCACACACAGAGAGAAAUCAAGUCACGUUCACAAGCAGAGAUUGCAGUUAGAAUAAUAAUAAUAAUAAUAAUAAUAAUAAUAAUAAUAAUAAUAAUAUAUUUAUUAUUUAUUAUUUAUUAUUUAUACCCCGCCUACCUGGCUGAGUUUCCCCAGCCACUCUGGGCGGCUCCCAGUCAAGUGUUAAAAACAGUACAGCGUUACAUAUUAAAAACUUCCCUGAACAGGGCUGCCUUAAGAUGUCUUCUGAAUGUCAGGUAGUUGUUUAUCUCUUUGACAUCUGAUGGGAGGGCGUUCCACAGGGCGGGCGCCACUACCGAGAAGGCCCUCUGCCUGGUUCCCUGAAGCCUCACUUCUCGCAAUGAGGGGACCGCCAGAAGGCCCUCGGCGCUGGAUCUCAGUGUCCAGGCUGAAUGAUGGGGGUGGAGACGCUCCUUCAGGUAUACAGGACCGAGGCCAUUUAGGGCUUUAAAGGUCAGCAUCAACACUUUGAAUCGUGCUCGGAAACGUACUGGGAGCCAGUGCAGAUUUCUCAGAACCAGUGUUAUGUGGUCCCGGCGGCCACUCCCAGACACCAGUCUAGCUGCCGCAUUCUGGAUUAAUUGCAGUUUCCGGGUCACCUUCAAAGGUAGCCCCACAUAGAGCGCGUUGCAGUAGUCCAAGCGGGAGAUAACUAGAGCAUGCACCACUCUGGGUCUUAGGGUCUUAGCCUGCAUACCAGGUGGAGCUGGUAGACAGCUGCCCUGGACACAGAAUUGACCUGCGCCUCCAUGGACAGCUGUGAGUCCAAAAUGACUCCCAGGCUGUGUACCUGGUCCUUCAGGGGCACAGUUACCCCAUUCAGGACCAGGGAAUCCCCCACAUAACCAGGCAGGGGCCUUAUCAGGAGAGCAAGGGUAACAUCCCAGGCAGGUGCUUGAGGAAGAAGAAGGCUGCAGAUUCAUCUAUUGUAAGGUUACCAGAUUUUUUUCAAAGAAUCCAGGGACACUUUAAAAAAAGAGAAAAAAGGUUAUUUAAAAAAAAGUUAUUAUUUUUUAAAAAGAAGUACCGUAUUUUUCGCUCUAUAACACGCACCCGACCAUAACACGCACGUAGUUUUUAGAGGAGGAAAAUCCAUAGGCAUGCCGCUCAUAGGCAUUCCCUCCAUAACACGCACAGACAUUUCCCCUUACUUUUUAGGAGGAAAAAAGUGAGUGUUAUGGUGCAAAAAAUACGGUAAUAUCUUCUCUUCUGUGGUCUCCUCUGUCACACGGCCUUCCUCUGGGCCCUGACCUGCUCUCUUGGAGCACUAGCCACCGUGGAGUAGGCUUGGGCCGGGCCUGCACUUGGCCACGUGUCCUUGCCCUCCCAAUGCUCUCCUACCUUUCUUCCUCAGUAGCGGUAGAGGUGUGGCAAGGUUGGGGCUCCCCUCUUUUUUGUCCUUCCUCUUUCUCUCUCUUCCUUCUUCUUCUCCUCUCCUCCUUCUCCCUGCAUUGGUUCCGGGGUUUACUUGGCCCCAGAGCACUGCUGGGCAGGUGGCCGGGCUCUCUCGCUCCUGGCUCGAUUUGGGUCAUGGGCGGGGGGGGGCGUCAGUGGUUCCCCCAGUUGAUGCGCUGGGCAUCCCCCGGUUCCCCCUUGGCAGUGGCGGUGGCAGCAGCAGUCUCAGCAGCCUGGAGCCAGCCUGGUAGCACAGUUGGCUCUGGCUGGCUUCAGGAGCUGCUCGCUGCCGUGGCGCCCGCCAUUUUGCCUCGCCAGAAGUCCCCAUAUGAUGUGUCUUGUGCCGUUGAACCAAUCACACAACAUUCAUUCCCUACUAAUAAAUCUAUAACACUUAAAAUAUAAAUCCGGGGACAUUAAAUGAAAUCCGGGGACAUUCCAGGGAUGGAUUUUGUCCGGGGACAGAUUUGUAAAUUGGGGGGGCUGUCCCCGGGAAACGGGGACGUCUGGUAACCAUAAUCUAUCGGUGUCUGCAAAUUCCUUUGCACUUCUCCAUGGACAUCAGCCUGGAUAGCUCAGUUGGUUAGAGCAUAGUGCUGUUGGUUAGAGCAUAGUGCUGUUAAUGCCAAGGUUGCAGGAUCGAUCCCCAUAUGGGACAGCUGCGUAUUGGUUGGACUAGAUCAGGGCUUCCCAAACUUGGGUCUCUAGCUGUUUUGGGACUACAACUCCCAUCAUCCUUAGCUAGCAGGACCAGUGGUCAGGGAUGAUGGGAAGUGUAGUCCCAAAACAGUUGGAGACCCAAGUUUGGGAAACACUGAACUAGAUGAGCCUUGUGGUCCUGCCCAACUCUACAGUUUUAUGAUCUCAGGUCUUUUACAACAUCCUGCACCCUCCUCCUUUUACUGUCUAUGUAUCUUCAGUGUGUUAUGUCACUAUGUUUUCCAACACAGCAUGGUGGGUCGGAGCUGCCUGCCUGUCCCUGGCAUUGUUGUGGGUUGCCUGGACAGAUGUGGGCAUGGGGCUGUGGCAACGCAAUGGGUGGGAGUAAUAAUAAUAAUAAUAAUAAUAAUAAUAAUAAUAUAUAUUUUUAUUUAUACUCCGCCCUCCCCAUCCAAGACCGGGCUCAGGGCGGCUAAUAACCAAUAAUAAAAACAAGUUGAUUAAAAUACAAUUAAAAAGAUUAAGAUACAACAUUAAAACUACAUUAGGCUGCAGUCUCUUCAUAGGAGGAGAAAGGAAAAAGAAAGAAGGGGAGGGAAUCAAACUGAUUCUAAGCCAAAGGCCAGGUGGAACAACUCUGUCUUACAGGCCCUGCGGAAAGAAAUCAGAUCCCGCAGGGCCCUGGUCUCAUGAGUACCGGAUUGGUUCCACCAGUGCUCCCAGCAUCUCCAGCACCCCACUGAUUCAUCAUAUUGCCAGGACGGAUGGAACUCAAUAUGUACAUACCCACUCGUCUCUGGUAACAAAGGUUCGACUCCAGGUGACCAGACCUGAUCCAAUAUAAAUGGGAUUCCUUCUCUAUUUUUUUCUCCCACGCUUCGGGUGAACCAGAUACCUUAAAAUGAUUAGCAUUUAUGGGCAGGCUUGCUAGCUAAAAGGUUUGUGUGGUCACCUUCACCUUUUAGUAAGCUGAUUUGCAAGGCUGGAGUUGCACCAUGGGAACAAGCGUCAUUGAAAUUUGGUCUGUAGGAGAUCUGGGUUUGAACUUAGGGCAUCAAAAGCCUGGGUAGCAGAGAAGAACAAAAGGUGGUCCCGGGUUCAAAUCCCCAACUGAAAUCUAGAUUUGCCAAGUGUGGCCACACACCCCUCACCUAUGUUCCUGAUUGCUGAGGUGGACAUUGACCACAGUGGUGGCAGCCCAGUUACAGUGAGGGUGGGGCACUGUCCCAACAAUUUCAGUCUGCGCUCAGCCAGCCCCCACCUGCCUGAUUUCUUUCUUGCUACUUGAGGGGUAUUGGCACCAGUAGCGUAGUGGCAAACUGAGAAGUGCAGGGCCCUUUCUUGAUCGUCACAGCCUCGCCCCUUCUAAGAUUAUACAGCUUCCUAAUAUUAUACUGUACAGUAAUUUUAUAGUUGCACAAUAAUAAUAAUAAUGGAUGCAUUGCAGCAAUCAAUGCAGAUCUUUGUGUCUUGCCGUUCAGCUACAUACACUAUUUUCUGUGCACAGAAAUUUGGAGCGCUCCGAUGCCUUCUUUCCAAAGUGACUUCAGUUUUGUUUUCCUUGAGGUUCCGUUGUGCAUAACGGCACUUGCAAUGCAUUGUUCUCUCGGAACCAAAGCGCCUUGUGUUCAGAGUGCUCCUAAAUGCUCAGCUUUGGCGCAGAACUAACUGCAGAGUGACCCUAGGAGCCAAUCCUCAGUGGCCAACUCGACUUCACUCAGAUUGUCUCCAAAGAUCACAAAGGGAGAGAAGACUUCUUUUCAAUGGCUAGCAGGGUUCUGCGUCAUGCUGAUUGGGCAGCUGUAGGACUCUGGAGGGAAGGCCCCUGUUGUAAAGGGUCUUUGACCUCUACAGUCCCAGAUCACUACAUCUGUGGGGGGCCCCUGCCUGUCAGCUCCUUGUAGAAUUCAGCAGGGAGGAGGAGGAGGAAAGUGGCGACAACUCUAGAAUUGGUUGGCUCUAACUUUCUUUGGGAUGCGUUUGGGGCUGUGGGUUAAACCACAGAGCCUAGGACUUGCUAAUCAGAAGGUCGGCGGUUCAAAUCCCGUGAUGGGGUGAGCUCCCGUUGCUCGGUCCCUGCUCCUGCCAACCUAGCAGUUCGAAAGCACGUCAAAGUGCAAGUAGAUUAAUAGGUACCACUCCGGCAGGAAGGUAAACGGUGUUUCCGUGCGCUGCUCUGGUUCGCCAGAAGCGGCUUAGUCAUGCUGGCCACAUGACCCGGAAGCUGUACGCCGGCUCCCUCAGCCAAUAAAGCGAGAUGAGCACCACAACCCAGAGUCGGUCACGACUGGACCUAAUGGUCAGGGGUCCCUUUACCUUUACCUUACCUUUCAUUGGCUCUGACUCCAGUUACCAUUUGGGCUCCCUGCCUUCCACUCAGGGGCGUAACGUGGGUUGUCAGGACCCGGGGCAAGGCAAGUAAUUUGCACCCCCUAACCCGUGGAUUUGCGCCCCCUAACCCUAACCCCCAGAUGUUGCGCCCGGUGCGGCCGGGCCCCCCUGCACCCCCCACGCUACGCCACUGCUUCCACUCCACCUUCCAACACUGUCUGACCACGUGGUAAGGCUGUCAGAUGUGGUUGGAAUCUGUUGUGCACAGAGCUCUCUGUCCAGGGUGCCACUGAAGCCUUCAACAUUCCUUUUGUACCACUGGGGGCCAUUACUCGGAACAGCACUGUUCUAUCCCCACCUCCUUCCUGCCAUGAUUGGUUCUCACCUCCACUGCCAACUGCCAACAGCUUCCCAUGGAACUUCCUGGCGCCGUUCUCCCGAUUGGAUCUCGCAAUGGUGUUUGGUUUCCUGGUGCCGGUUUUCAAGGGAAAAUAGGGACUGGCUGACAUCAUUCUCUACUCACCUGUACAGAAAAGCUGUGGUCAGUCUGCAUCCUCUCUGCCUAUUUAUCCCCGAAUGUCCCUGUGGGAAUUACAGUGGUACCUCGGGUUACAUACGCUUCAGGUUACAUACGCUUCAGGUUACAGACUCCGCUAACCCAGAAAUAGUACCUCGGGUUAAGGACUUUGCUUCAGGAUGAGAACAGAAAUCGUGCUCUGACGGCGCGGUGGCAGCAGGAGGCCCCAUUAGCUAAAGUGGUGCUUCAGGUUAAGAACAGUUUCAGGUUAAGAACGGACCUCCGGAACGAAUUAAGUACUUAACCUGAGGUACCACUUUACUCUCCAUCGGUUUCAUAGGAACAUAAGAAGAUGCCUUACAGAGAAUCAGACCAAUGGUCCAUUUAGCUCCAGGUUUCAGGCAGGUGACAUUCCCAGCCCUACAAGGAUAUGCCCUGGGAUUCAACCUGGGACCAUAUGUAAGCAAAUCCCUUAAGACAGGGAUGGAACAGCUCAGCCCCCUGGGCCAAAUCUGGCCUCCAAGCCUCUGUAUUUGGCCCUCAGAAUUCUCCUCAAGUCACCAACCACCUCGGCCUUCCUUUACACCCUUAGUACUUUUGCUGCUUGGAAUGUAUCCUUGAACUCUUGCUCACCUGGAUAGAGGAGAGAGAGGGGGGUAGAAACUAGCCUACUUGGCAAAGGUCAAGUUCACAUUAAUUGCUCCACCCACUUUUGCCUCUGGCCCCGCCCACCACCACUGGGCAGCCCAGGCAGUUACCCAGAAGGGAAGGUGACCAUUGUGUUGAAUUUUUUUUUCCAAAUAUAGGAAAUGGCAGGGACUAGCAGGAUGCUGACAAGGGUGCACUGGGGGAAGAGGGGCUGGAAUCUGGCUCGGGAGAGCGGGGCAGUAAUUCAUGGGGACAUGUACUAGCCAGGAAGCAAGAAUCAAAGGCUGGGGAAGCUUCGGAGUGGGAAGAAGAGGUAAGCGAAGGGCUGGGUGCUUCCCCACCUUCCUCUGCAUCACUGUCUCCCAGAACCAGGAGCGGACUGAAGUGAGAAGAGCAGAGGCAGCUUCCACACAGGCGUAGUCUCUGGCUACGUGCACGCAGCUCGGUGGGGGAAGGAGAGUGGUCCCCAGUUGCUGCAACUGCUCCAUAGAUCAUAGACCUGGGAAUGGCUGCCUAGACUAGUGUACAUAGUUCUGCAGAGCUGACUGACAAUAAAGAGUUAACUCUCGGCUGUGUGCAUUCCUUAGCUGGGAAGCGCUCUGGACACAGGAAGCUGCUUUCUACUGAAUCACACCACUGAGCCAUCAGAUCUGUGUUGUCUACACCGUCUGGCAGCACCUCUCCAGAGCUUCAGGCAGGGGUCCCUCCCAGCCAGGUCUGCAGAUGCUGGGAAUUAAACCUGGGACCUUCUGGGUGGGAGUCAGAUGCUAUACUACGGAGCUACAGCCCUGUAGGCAGGUUUUGCAACUAUCCAUGCAAUCCGUUAAUUCAUGUAUUGGGCUCCCUGCCUUCACCCCUACCAGUCCAAAUGGACUCCUGCCACCCCUCUUUGACUACUUGGCAAAACCUCUGGCUUUGCUUAAAUCUUCCAAGUGUGAAUUUGAGAUUUGUUGCCACAUAUGUGUGAUGGCCACUGGACUAAGAUGCUGGUGGUCAAAGAGGAGGUCCAAGUUAAUAUCCAUGCCCUCCUUAUGAGCUUCCUGGAGGUGGCUUGCUAGUGGAUGCUGGACCAGAUGGGCCUUUGUUUUCACACUUUUAUUCUUUUACUCAACAGCCUCCUAAUAAUAUCCCCCUGCCUCUCCAUCCUAUAAACCAGGGGUCAGCAACCUUUUUCAACCAUGGGCCGGUCCACUGUCCCUCAGACCUUGUGGUGGGCCAGACUAUAUUUUGAAAAAAAUAUAUCAACAAAUUCCUAUGCCUCACAAAUAACCCAGAGAUGCAUUUUAAAUAAAAGCACACAUUCUACUCAUGGAAAAACACGCUCAUUCCUGGACCAUCCGUGGGCCGGAUUGAGAAGGCGAUUGGGCUGCAUCCGGCCCCCGGGCCUUAGGUUGCCUUCCCCUGCUAUAAACCAUGCUCUGUUCAAAAGCAUUGCAGAGCCCUCAGUCUGGAGCACUGAAGGGGAGGUUAAACAAGCAAACCUUAUUGUCAACACAAAUUGAAGGGCCUCAGAAAUAGAAAUUCCAGCAUGCUGUUAUCAAAGCCACUGUUACAAGACGGGCAAGGCCAUAACCAGGCAGACAAACAAAGCAACUGUUAUAAGACAGGGAAGGCCAUAGCAGGCAGACAAACGAAAAAUGAGUAAAUUAAGAAGUGUUAACCUUCAAAAGGAGAAACAUGGAAUGUUAGAGCCUGAUUGGAUAAGAAUGUAAAGUCUCACUCUCUGUUUUUUUGUAUAGUCUAUAAAAAGUGGGCGCACCCUGACUGGGGUGUGCAGAUUGCGAGCUUAUUGCUCUGUACCUUUGUCCUGCAUAUGCAUUUCAAAUAAUUCCUUUUGAAUCCUGCAAGGUUGAUUGCCACUUUGUGUGAAUCUGUGCUCCGGGGGCCCAAUAGCAGAUAUGGAACAGGUCCAACAAAAUGACCCUGUGAAUCUGGAGAGUAUCAAUAACACAUAGAGCAAUUCUAUAGACUAGGAAGGGAUCCCCAAUGAUCAUCUAGCCCAGUCCCCUGCAUGGCAUGCUCUUGUGCAUGGGUCGGCAAGGUUUACCUCGACUGGGUUCGCUCCAGUGGAGAUCCCUCCGUGGGCCGGAUCAAACACGUGCAGCCACGAUUUUCAGCGUCUGCGUCUGAACAGCUGUGAUUUUCGGCAACGCAGAAACGAGUCCCCGCACCACGCUGCACCAGUUUAGUGCAGCACGUGGGGACUCGCCAAGCGGGCGGCUCAGUUCAGGGGUGGCUCGCAGGCCGGUUAAACGGCCCCCGUGGGCCACUUUUGGCCCAUGGGCCUUAGGUUGCCUACCCCUGCUCUUGUGUAUUACACUUUUUAUUGUGAUGUAUUCAAUUUUUUUAAAAAAAACAAACUCUUGUUAUGGAAAUUGCCAGGGUGGAUGUGUUUUAUGCUUCUUCACUCUUCCAGAGUGGCUAAAUAUUGUAUUUACUGCAACAUGUAAAACUUACCAGGGACUGUUUUAUUUUUUUAAAAAAAAUUAAGCAAACUUAAAACUAUAAGUUUUAGUUUUCUAUUAAAACUAUAAGUUUUCUAUGCCUGGCAUUCUAAAUCAUGGAACAGUUAUUAGUAAUUUUAUUGCUGUGCCCUUCUGUUUGGUUUGGCAUUGUUUUAUACAUUUGCACAGUUUCUUUUCUGAAUAUUGCUCAUCGACUGUUAAUUCCUCUUCCACAGCUGAGCCCUGGUUUCUGAGCCCUGCUUCAGAGAGAAUGAAAAGCGAAGAGGAAGACAAACCCACUGAAAGGGUGAGUUGGGAGAGUGCUCUAUCCAGUUGCAUUUAUAAAUCAUUGGCCAUGUAAAGUAGGGUUGCUGUACAUCUGCGAUUCCAAUGACGGAAUCAGCGUCCGGGGGGUGGGUAAUCAGCAAAAUGUCUGGGUUUUUGAAACUUUCCCAAAGCUCAAAAACUUUUUGUGUCCGGAUUUGUAUUUCUUGAAAUAUGGCAACCCUACCUAAAGUAGAGAAGGGGAACAUCUGCCAGACUCUAGAUUAUUAUUAUUUUAUUUAUACCCUGCCGAUAUGAUUCAGUUGCCCCAGCCACUCUGGGCGGCUUCCAACACAUAUAAAAAACCGUAACAAAACAUCGACCGUUAAAAAUCUCCAGUUACAAGGCUGCCUUUAGAUGUUGUUGGACUCCAUCUUUUUUUUUAAUAUAAUUUUUAUUAACAAACCAAUCAAAUCACAUCAAUUACAAAUUACAAAGCCAAAUUUUUAAAUUUUUGUUGGGGGUACCCAUGCUUUGAGCUCAGAAAGGGAUCCAAACAUCUCUCUUGCUGCUUCUUUAAUGUUCACAGUUCUGUCCAAAUAAUAUUCACAGUUCUGUUCAAUCUUCUCUUUAUUAUUUCCCUCAUCUUCUUGUUAUCAUAUAUUCCUUUCUUUGUGACCUCUGAUAGUCUCCACGAGCGGGUUGAAAACAAACGUUGUUAUAUCCUGUGUGGAUUUUCCAUUCCUCCAAGAGCCAUAUUCAAACAGACAGAUGCCAUUUCCACACUUCCGUACAAAACAUUCUUAAAGUCUGCCCAUUAAUCCUCGCAGGCCUGUCAGUCUCUCCUCAAUCUUCUUAGGGGGUUCUGCCAGGUCAAACUCACAGUCCGAUAUAAUAACAAAGCCAUGGUCUCCUCCCCCUCGAUCAUAAAUCCUGUAGCCUGACCUGCUUCCUAAUGAGUCUCUUUUUAUAACUGCGUCAUUCCUUUCCAGAUAUUCCACAAGCCAUGUCUUUGAUUAGUAAUUCAUUUCCACACAGUUCUUAAUCAUCUUCCCGCUUAUAAUCAGUAGUUGCAAUGAUUCUUCUUGGGGGAGGAUUGUUAGGUACUCACAUAUGAUAAAAAAAAGAAAAGUUUCCCCCCUCCAUUCCGUCCCGUUCCGACAUACUGACCCUUUGAUGUGUCUUCUUCGUAAUAUAUUUUCCUGUUAAAUCCAGCCCAUCGCUCGACUUCACAGAGGUCACUUCAAUUAGCAGUCUUGACUCCCGUUCUUCACUCGAAAUAUGUGCAUUUGCUUCUCUCUAAUUGUUUAUUUUGAGCUCCUGCAACCAGGCCGCGCAAUCAGAGACAGCAUCCGGGAGAGCCGUCCCACACGGGUGCAGUGCGCCUAGUGCCCUCACCCCCUUCUUUCGAACUCGGGGGUGAUUUAUGGCAACCGCAGGCGAGGCAGUGUUCCCCAUUCCCUUGGGGUAACAAGGGAGGCUGCAUACUCCCAUAUCAGCCUCUUAAUUAUCUCGUGUGAGCCGGAGAGAUGGUAUUGUCAGCCAUCUUCCAAUGCGCCCCUAGCGGCCCCCGUUGUUGGACUCCAUCAGCCUCAAUUGCUGUGGCAAGAGAUUAUGGGAGCUGGAGUUCAGCAAUAUCUAAAAGGCCACACAGUACCCAGCCCUGAUCAAUCUGAUGUACAACAGCCUCCAGAUGUCUAUUAGGUCAAAAUUAUCAACUAAGUAAAAAAAAGUCCUUGGGAGUGUUCCCUGUUUGGACUUUUUCUUUUUUACUGAUCUAUCCAUUUCCGGCAUCACCACUCCAUUACAGUCCCCCAUUAAUAUUCUUUUCUGGUCUACAGUUUCUAUCAAUCUUUCUUCCAACCUUUUGUAAAAUUCCGCCUUAUUUACGUUAGGUGCAUAAAUUCCCACCAUGAUCAGUUUCUCCCCCGGAAUGUAAUUUGCACCACAAUUAUUCACCCCUCCUCAUCUUUCGAGAUUAACUUAGGUUCCAGUUUCUCUUUAAUAUACAUUACCACACCUCUUUUCUUAUUAACUUCCGAGGAUAUAAACUCAGUACCCAACCUCUUAUUUUUCAAAAUAUGUCUGUGUUUCUUUGCAACGUGGGUUUCUUGCAAACAAAUCACGUCUAAAUUUCUUUUUUUCAAAACAUUUCCCACUUUAUUUCUCUUAGAUUUCUCAUUUAGCCGGUUUACAUUCCAAGUUAACAGUUUCAAAUUCAUAAUAAAAAAACACUCAAACUUAAACUUUAAUUUAGAUUCGGGUGGUUUUUGACCUCUAAGAUCUCCUCCUCAUCUGCUUCUGCUUCUUCCUCGUCUUCUAUUUCUUCCUCUUCCCCUUCAUGCUUUUCUUCCUCUUCUUUAUUUCUUUCCUUUCUUCUUCUUUUUUCUCUCUACUGGUAAGAAUAUUCAUUUCCUUCGUUCUACACUUAUCUACUGCCAAGGGGGGGGGGGAGGAAACCGAUUCUCUGAAGCCUGACCAUAUUUCAAAAAGCGAAAAUCCAGACAUAAAAGUUGUAGAGCUUUUUUAUGUUUUUGAGCUAUUUUUAAGGAAAUUCACCAAAAACGACACUUCUGACAUGGGUUGCCAUAUGUCCGGAUGUUACAGAUGUCCGGCCGCUGUUACAGAUGGCCGAAUCCCAUGCAUCAGGAGCUAACAAAUGUUUAUGGAGGAUGGACCCCGUACUCUAAAAUUCAUGGUUUCUGCUGCUCUGUUCCAAUAGAAACUGACAAGCAUCCUGGUGCUAGCUGCAAUGACUGCUGGUUUUGGAUCAUCUUUCCAAUAUGGCUACAACGUCUUUGUGAUCAACUACGCAGCAGAGGUAUGGUCUGUUAUUAUUUGUUCAGAGCAUUUGCACACUAUUCUUAAUAUAUGUAGGGUUUGGUGUCAGCGUUGCUUGUGCAGGUUCUUUGCUGUUCGCUUGUGUUCCUUUGGUGGUGAGAGAGGUUAGCGUUGGCCUAGGGUGUGGUUGUUUAUUUGUGGUUGGCUGUGGUGGUCUUUGUUUUUUCAUGUGUGAGUGGGGGGUGUGUGUGUUUUGGAUCAGGUUAGCCAUAUUGAUUUGUAUGGAUUGGUUGGUGGAUUUUUGUCAUUGUCUUGUUGGGCUGUGUGUGUGAUAAAGGGGAGCCAUACCGGGGUGAAGGCGUCUUCUUCUAUUUGUCUCCAUGUCAGUUUCAGUUUAUUGGUUAGUUUUUCUAGUAAGGCUGUUUCCCGUACUAUUUGGUACCAUUGGUCCAUGCUUACUCCUGACAGGUCUCUCCAGUGUCUGGUUAUGAUGUUUCUAUUCUUUAGCCAACAGGACUCCCAGAGUGGCUUAGGUGCAGUUGAUUAUAACAAAACAAUCCCUGCCUGCAGGCUUACAAUAUAAAUUCACAACAUGCAAGGAAAAAGGACAGGGAGGGAAGGGCAUGGGGAAAUAAAAUUCAAGCACCAAUUCUUCAAUGGGAGUUCAUCUAAUGAUCAGCAGGCACAGCAGUGGUGUAGCAUGGGCUUCCAGUGUCCGGAGCCAUGUGGGAAAGGAAGGGAGGGAACUGGCAUGCACAUUCAACUCCCUAACGGCAUAGCUGUCAACCGUCCCUUAUUUAGCAGGAAAGUCCCUUAUCCUAGUGCUGUGUCCCACUGCUGUCCCUUAUUGAUGAUGUCCCUUAAAUUUCCCAGGUUUCAAAGGAAGCAGCUCCUCUCCCUCCCUCCCUGCUGGCCAGGGAGGAGGGAGGCUCCAGCUGUGUUGCUGGCUGCGUUGCUCACCCAAUAAGGAGUCUAAGAACGACUGGGGGGUGGAGCUUGCAUGCCUCGUGCUGAUCAAAUCGGCCGCGUUGCCUGGGGACUCGCCUUUGCUCAGCGCUUCCCAGCAGAGAGGUGACGGUGGUUUUCCUUGCUGCAUCCCCUUUGCCGGGUUGCUGCGCUGUGGGAACCACCGCCUGAGGCUUCGUUUGGCUGCUGGCUGGGCUUUCUGCCUUUGGCUCAGAGGGGCUCAGAAGUUGAACAUACCUGUGCUUGGAAAAUCCCUUAUUUUGGCUGCUGAUCCCUUAUUUUCAAAUCUGUAAGUUGACAGCUAUGCCUAACGGUGUCUGCAUCAACCAGGAGAUUGCAGUCACUGAGAUAAGAAAAGAAGAAUCGUUUCUCUGGGGAGGUCACUUCCUGGUUCGCAUGGAGAAGCGACAGAAGCACACAGCUGUAUUGCGGCAGCACUAGGUGUCAAAAUUUUGCGACCCUAACAAUUUUGCGCCCGGGGCAACCACCCACUACGCUGUGGCACAGUUCAGGGGCAGGAGGAUGAAGCUGAGCUUUGGGGGCAAAGCUGAUGGAGCGAGCUCAGCUUCCCAUCUCUCCCACUGGUGGAAUGCCUGAGGGAGAGGAGGCACAACAGCCUUGCAGUGUGGGCAACUCCUUGCAGGGGGUCAGUGCAAAUGUUCUACCUUUUUCAAUUUAGCACAGACAUUUCUGGUAUUUGUUCUGUCAUUUGCAGAAGAUGGGGGAGGGGGGAAUGGGACCUUGGACCACUUGCACACAAUAAGUUUAAUAAGAAACAGAGAGACAGAAGGUUCAGGUGAGUAACACGGUCCAUCGAUACGCUAAUCCACACCUAGGCAUGUUUUCUCCCUUCAUGGGAGAAUAUAUAGUUCUCCCUAACUAUAUAUUUAAAGGUAAAUGUAAAGGGACUCCUGACCAUUAGGUCCAGUCGUGACCGACUCUGGGGUUGCGGCGCUCAUCUCGCUUUAUUGGCCGAGGGAGCCGGCGUACAGCUUCUGGGUCAUGUGGCCAGCAUGACUAAGCCGCUUCUAGCGAACCAGAGCAGCGCAUGGAAAAGCCGUUUACCUUCCCGCUGGAGCGGUACCUAUUUAUCUACUUGCAGUUUGACGUGCUUUCGAACUGCUAGGUGGGCAGGAGCAGGGACCGAGCAACGGGAGCUCACCCUGUCGCGGGGAUUCAAACCACCGACCUUCUGAUCGGCAAGUCCUAGGCUCUGUAAACUAUAUAUUUACUAUAUAUAUAUAUAUAUAUAUGCAGUAAAUAUAUAGUAAACUAUAUAUUUACUGCACAUUUAAAGGACAUGACUUCCCCAAAGAAUCCUGGGAACUGUUGUUCUCCCCUUUUGCAGAGCUACAGUUUCCAGAACCCUAAACCAACUACAGUGGUACCUCAGGUUAAGUACUUAAUUUGUUCCGGAGGUCCGUUCUUAACCUAAAACUGUUCUUAACCUGAAGCACCACUUUAGCUAAUGGGGCCUCCUGCUGCUGCCGUGCCACUGGAGCACGAUUUCUGUUCUCAUCCUGAAGUAAAUUUCUUAACCCGGGGUACUAUUUCUGGGUUAGCGGAGUCUGUAACCUGAAGCGUAUGUAACCCGAGGUAAAGGUAAAGGGACCUCUGACUAUUAGGUCCAGUUGCGGACAACUCUGGGGUUGCGGCGCUCAUCUCGCUUUAUUGGCCGAGGGAGCCAGCGUACAGCUUCUGGGUCAUGUGGCCAGCAUGACAAAGCCGCUUCUGGCAAACCAGAGCAGUGCAUGGAAACUCCGUUUACCUUCCCGCUGGAGUGGUACCUAUUUAUCUACUUGCACUUUGACGUGCUUUCGAACUGCUUGGUGGGUACCACUGUACAGUUCCAAGGAUGCUUUGGGGAAAGCCAUGUGCUUCAAACGGAGGUUGAGAGAGUGUGCGUUUGCCCACAAGGAUGUUGAACGAGAACCACAAACAGGGUAGUCAAGGCUUCCUUGCCCCUCCUGGUCAGAUCUGCCUGGCCCCCAAACCAUGGUUUACUGUGGCUUAAUGUGCAGGAAGAAGACCCUGACGCUGACUGUUGCACGCUCUUCUCUCCUAGUUCAUUAAAAGCUUUUACAACGAGACCUACCGAUGGAGGAAUCACAUCAGCAUAGACCACAGCUUGCUCCUGUUCCAGUGGGGUCUGACAGUUUCAUUCUUCCCAGUCGGAGGCAUGGUUGGGUCUCUUUUGGUGGCUCGUCUGGCAGAUAAUUGUGGCAGGUACAGUGAUAACCCUGGAGAUGGAGGUUAAUUGGGAGAGAAAAGGAAGGCAUGAAGUAGGGCAGAUACCCCACCAUGAGAAUCUGUGCAAUAACUGGCAGUCUUGCAAAAACUGAAGUGUACAAGCGACACACAUAGUCUUCUUAGUCUCUCUAUUUUGCUUGCUUUCUUGCCACCUGGAGAUUCAAACUUUCCCUCUACUGCCUGGAGGGGGACGGACGAACCUGGAGAUCUGGCAAUCCUAGUGAAUGACCUUCUUAUCCCAGGGCCUAUGAAAGCACUAUGGGGAGGGCAUUGGAGGGGAAAGGUUGUGUGGCUUCUCCUGAUCCAUUCUUUUACAGGAAAAGAAUCUACAUCAAAGCAUAGGAAGCUGUCUUAUGCUCAAUGAGGCCAUUGGCCUAUCUAGUUUUGCCAACACUGACUGGCAGCAGCUCUGCAGGCUUUCAAACAAGGGAGAUUCCUUGCCCUACCUGGAGACGCCAGGGAUUGAACCUGGGAUCUUCUGCUUGCAAAGCAGGCGCUCAUACUGCUGAGCGAUUACCCCUCCUUUAAGACAAAUGGUCCACCUAGCUCAGUAUUGUCUACACUGACUGGCAGCAGCUCCCCAGCUCAGCGUGGUUUACGCCAGUGUUCUUUGACCUUGGGUCCCCCAAAAUCGUUGGACUACAACUCCCAUCAUUCCCAAGACAGCUUAACCAAUGGUCAGCGAUGGUGGGUGCAGCAGUUCAGCAACACCUAAAGUCAAAAAGUAACGACCUACACUGACUGGCAGCAACUAUCCAAGGGAAUCAGAACAGGGGUGUUCCUAGUCCUAUGUGGAGAUGCUAGGGAGCAAACCUGCUUGCCCUUUCCAACAAUUAACGAAACCAGGACAAAGUACCAGUAAUUAAAUUGUAACAGUAGCAUAGCAGUUGCAAUUUCCUCUCCCUUAUGCUUUUCCAUCUGCUUUUAUACAUCCAUCAGUAUCCACCCUGCCCUUUCCCUCCUUGCCUUUUCAGAAAACGUACUUUGCAGGUGAAUAAUAUUUUGGCCAUAAUCUCUGCUGUCCUCAUGGGCUGCUCCAGAGCAGUGCACUCCUUUGAGUUCAUCAUCUUUUCACGUUUGGUUAUUGGAAUAUGUGCAGGUGAGUCGGAGACAGGAGGUGUUGUUUAAUAUAUAUGCUGGUGAUGCACUUCCUUUGACCUGGGCCUCUCCAGACAUCCUGUAUAUUGUGCAUUCACAAUUAUUGUGAUCAUGAUGGUAUUGGGGUGGUAUUGGCUUGUUUACAAUACUGUUUUGUUCCUGAAAAUGUUUUGGGGGUGGCUGCUUUGCUUCCAACAGACAGCUGUAUAGUGGUCCGUGUUCAUAGGGGCGGGAAAAGAAUCAUAGAGUUGGAAAGGGUCCCCAGGGGGUCAUUUAGUCCAACCCCCUGCAAGGCAGGAAUCUCACCUAAAGCAUCCUUAACAGAUGAGCAUUCAACCUCUGCUUUCAAAACCUCCAAGGAGAGCCCACGGUUUUCCCAGCUAAGUUAUACUCAUAGGAGACCCAUUGAAAUUAAUAAAUUUCAGUGAGCCGUGUCCAUUCACUUCAAUGGGUUGUUAGUCCAAGAUUAGUCCUACUUAGAGUAGACCCAUUGAAGAUAAUGGGCAUGGCUCACUUACUGUAGGUUUAUUAGUACCUAUGAGAUCAUAUUACCCCAUAUAUGCUCACUUGAUCACUUUGAUCUGCAGAACUGGCACUGUUGCAGGUUUUAUUCUGCGUUUGCCAAUAAAUUGAUUUUUUACCUACACUUUGGAACUCACCGCCUAUUGAUAUCAAGCAGACACUUUUUGGCAUGUGUGUCUCAAUGUGACUUUUAGCUUAUUGUUGAUUUAAAUCCUUUUUCUUUUUUUUUGAAGGUUAUAAAUAGUUGGUUUUAACCAAUAAUUUCAUUGUUCUAUUCUUUUUGUAAACUGCUGUUAUAAGACUGCUUUAAGAUUGGUUUUUUUUUUUUAAAGUAUUAUAUAAUUUUUGUGAAAUAAUUAAAUAAUUUCCAACAGGUCUACUUUGAGCUACACUAAGUGUCUUUUAAACUUUUUGUACACGGUUUGUAUUGUAUGUUUUUAUGUAUUUUCAGUGCUUUUCUUCGGGGCAGAUGAAGGGUUACGCUUACUCCUACACAUUUUGUGAAUCUAAGUUUGGCCUCACUGAGGGGCAGUAUUUCAAUAUGAGUAGGAAAAUGAGAGUACCCCUAAAUAUUUUUUAAGAAAAAAAGCACUCUGUCUUUUUGUUAUAAAUGGCCUAAAUAUUUUCAGAAAUGGAAAAAAGAAAUCAACACCUGCUUGGCAGCAGUCCAAUGAGUCUUGUUAUAGAUCUGGGGCCGUGGGGGUGGGGGAUGGAAUCCUCCUAAGCCCUAGGAAUGAAGGAAAUGUUCGGAUUAUGAUUAAUUGGGAUAUGGACUAAGACACCAACUGCAGAGUUGGGCCAGACAGGGAAAUCCUGGGCUGGCUUAUGCAAACCAAUCUUGAUAGCUACAGCUAUCAAGAGUACAACAGAGGCCAUUAACAAUACAAUGGAACUCCCUUGUCGCCCCCAGGUGUGAACAGAGACUGGGGAUUUGGAAGGUUGCCAGGGUAACUGCUCUGGGGGAGGGCAAGGGGUUUUCUGGGAGGUAAAGGUAAAGGGACCCCUGACCAUUAGGUCCAGUCGUGACCGACUCUGGGGUUGUGGCACUCAUCUCGCUUUAUUGGCCAAGGGAGCCUGUGUACAUCUUCCGGGUCAUGUGGCCAGCAUGACUAAGCCGCUUCUGGCGAACCAGAGCAGUGCACGGAAACACCGUUUACCUUCCCGCCGGAGUGGUACCUAUUUAUCUACUUGCACUUUGAUGUGCUUUCGAACUGCUAGGUUGGCAGGAGCAGGGACAGAGCAAUGGGAGCUCACCCCGUCACGGGGAUUCGAACCGCCGACCUUCUGAUCGGCAAGUCCUAGGCUCUGUGGUUUAACCCACAGUGCCACCUGCGUCACUUGCUGGGAGAAAGAAGGGGCAAAAAAAAAGCUGAGAUCCAUCUUGGAGAGGGAGGUGAAAAAUUCCCUGUGGGCCAUGUUGUAAGAUCCGGACUUCCUCCAUGCAGACAGAAGGUGUAAAUAGGUGAAUGAACCAUAUUUCUUGAAGCACGACAGUCUCCGCCGCAUCUUCUGUUCUCCAAAGGGACACAGACCCUGCGUGUGUGCCUGGGACCCCAUGGGCUCUUGCCACCACUUGGCAGAGGGAGGGGCAGGCACCCAGCUUUUUAAACAGUCUGCUCUGAGUAGGACUUUGCAUUGUCUGUGAAAUAUACUCGGAGUCGAGUGUGGAUUUCAUGCUCUUUAUUCAGCUCAUAGUAGUGAGGAAUGAAUGUUCCCCCAAAAUAUCUGCUUUAUAUACAUUAUUUACACAAUGGGCUGCACGUGAUUGGCUAAUUCCGGGAUUCUCCCGUGGGCCAAUCAGGUUGCGGAUUCACUUCCACCUGGAGCUGGAUUGGGUGGCUCCUGCUGACCAAUCAUACUGCUGCAUUGUUCUAGGACCAAUCAGACUGCUGCAUUCUGAAUCCUAUUGUUAUAGGACCAAUCAGACUGCUGCAUUUUGGAUCCUAUUGUUCUAGGACCAAUCAGACUGCUGCCUUUUGGAUCCUAUUCAACUCAGUACAUAACAGUCUGCCAGCCCAGAAAUAUGUUCAGAUACUUCUGUGCGUAGCCUAUGCACAUUCAAUUAUCUUUUGCUUUUUACCUUGUCAACAGGGAUCUCCUUCAGCGUGGUUCCCAUGUACCUCACAGAGAUUGCCCCUGAAAACCUGCGAGGAGCCAUAGCCAUCACUGGCCAUUUCUUUAUCAUCUUUGGUAGCCUGAUGGCUCGCAUAUUUGGCCUUGACAAACUCCUAGGGACCCAAGAAGGUAAGUCUGAGAGAUGCCCCUUUUGGCCUCUUGGGCUCACAUUGCUUCAAGGGUCAACCCUCUAGCCACGCCCACUUCUACACUCUGGCCAUGCCCACAAAGUUUGAAUGUGAGCGUGGCCGGCCCAUUUAAUUUUUAAACCCACCCACUCACGCACACUUGGCAUCCUGUCCAGACAUGUAGUUAUUGACAUGUGGUUUAAUAACCAAUCUCAGUGGCGUAGCGUGGGGGGUGCAGGGGGGGCCGGCCGCACCGGGCGCAACAUCUGGGGGGGGUGCGCUCGCACUCGCAGCUCUCUGCCCCUACCUGGCUCACUCACUCUCUCUCACAGCAGUGCUGGCUGUGCGAAUCCGAUCCGAGCCGCUGGGUCGCCGCCCACUGUGGAGGGGGUGGGUGCCAGGCAUGUGGUGCGGAGAGAGAGCGAGGGACUAUCUGGGGGAGGGACAGUGCAGCGGCCGCCCAGUGCAGCGCUGAGCGCGGGAGAGAACCACACCAGACCAGCCCAGGCAGCAGCAAGAAGAAGCUGGCAGCGGCGGCAGGUUAGGGGUUAGGGGGCGCAAAUUACUUGCCUUGCCCUGGGUUAGGGGGCGCAAAUUACUUGCCUUGCCCCGGGUGCUGACAACCCACGCUACGCCGCUGACCAAUCUGUCUGCAUAGGGAACUCUGGGAACAGUAGUUCUGUGAGAGGGAAUAGGGGCAACUCUCAGGCCCUUUUGCAAACUAUAGCUCCCAGAAGUCUUUGGGGGGAGAAGCCAUGAGGGUUUAAAGUGGUAUCAUAACACUAUAAAUGUAUGGUGUGAAUUUGGAUCCUGUGUGCAACAUGGUGUUAUGUGAAAAAAACUGCUCCUUUUUCCUUAUGUGGUAUUCCCCUAUAGAGUCCUUAAGUGGGUUUCCUAUUGGUAGGAGAAAGUAACAGAGGCCAACCAGAGUAUAUUGAGAAGCCAAGUGGCUAGUAAGCCUGAUCUUUAUUCAAGGAACUGUUGUAACAAGGUCCCCACUCACCACACACAGGAGAACCCUGAACAAUGGUGCACAAGCCCUUAUGUAGACUUUUGAAAUUGCCCACCCUGUAGCCCAACCACCCCCAUAAAAAUCAUACAUCACAGAAGGAGGCGGUCUACAGCAGAAAUACAUCACAGGAGGUGGUCUACAGCAGAAAUCCUGUCUGCCAGGAUACCUGAUAAUGGUCUUUGAUUGCAUUACCUGGGCAGUCCAGCCAUUCUUUUGUGAUGGUUAAUACUUUAGUUCCUGAAUCCAGGUCACAGGCUCAUCCUAUUCAUACACAAAUGCACCCUUGAGACAGGAUUUGUAAGCAAAAGACAAUGGGAAGGCUUUCCCCAUUUGCCUCCCUGACUGCAGAGGAAUAUUUAAGGUCAUUGGGAGAGUCAAAAUGGCUUCAGGAUUGCUCUCUCGUACUAUUUCAGACACCUGGUAAAUAUUUUUAGAUAUGUGUUCAUUUAUGAAUAUUUAUUCUAUAUUUGAGACCUUAAAAUUCUUAUAACAAUGGUCUUCAGGUUUAUGCCUUGGUCCUAUAAUGCUUGGCUUAUAUUGUUUGGUUAUUCCUAUCCAGUCAUUGUUUGCUUUUUCUUUCUUAUUGUUUAUAACGAAAACACCAUAAAAAUGAUUUUUUAAAAAAAAAUUCACAUUGAGGUGGCGGAGCUGGGCGGGGGACCAACACACACCUUGGCAGGGGCCAGAAACUGUCUCUGGUCUAUGGAUUAGCCACCUAGUUGUGCUAUCACAUUUCAUGUCUCUUACCAUCUAUGUGCAGGUUGGCCGUUCCUGCUGAGCCUCACUGGGGUUCCGGCAUUAUUUCAGCUCAUCUUCCUGCCGUUCUUCCCCGAAAGUCCUCGGUACCUCCUGAUUCAGAGGCAUGACGAAGAAGCAGCCAGAGAAGGUAGAAACUGAAUGGGAAAACAUGUGGAUGCGGUUAUUAUCAUCAGUCUUCAUGCCCCAAACCUUUAAGCCCAGGGUUGUACGCCACUAAUUAGAGUAGACCCACUGAAGUGAGUGAGCACCAAAAGCGCUGCUGUUUUCACUUUCUGUGUGAGGUAGCCUAAUAAGAACCUCAAUGAGAAGGAACAAGAUGCCUCAAUGAGAAGGAACAAGCAGAAGAUAUACAGUGGUACCUCAGGUUAAGUACUUAAUUCGUUCCGGAGGUCUGUACUUAACCUGAAACUGUUCUUAAUCUGAAGUACCACUUUAGCUAAUGGGGCCUGCUGCGGCUGCCGCGCCGCCGGAGCACGAUUUCUUUUCUCAUCCUGAAGCAAAGUUCUUAACCUGAAGCACUAUUUCUGGGUUAGCGGAGUCUGUAACCUGAAGCGUAUGUAACCUGAGGUACCCCUGUAGAAGCAUGAUUAGUCGCACCAACAGGGUAAAGAACAGCUUCUAUCCGUGGGCUGUUAGGCUGCUGAAUGAAAAGAUAACAACAGGGCAACUGACUUUCGGGUUUGGUGGGUGUGCGUCAGUAAACGAGGGGAAUUAAGACUAAGAGAGCUGAGUGGGGGUGCUCGUGUAAUCUCACUGUAUUCAAGUUAUAGACGUGACAAUAAAGUACAGUGGUACCUCGGAUUACAUACGCUUCAGGUUACAUACGCUUCAGGUUACAGACUCCGCUAACCCAGAAAUAUUACCUCGGGUUAAGAACUUUGCUUCAGGUUGAGAACAGAAAUUGUGCUCCAGUGGCGCGGCAGCAGCGGGAGGCCCCAUUAGCUAAAGUGGUGCUUCAGGUUAAGAACAGUUUCAGGUUAAGAACAGACCUCCGGAACGAAUUAAAUACUUAACCUGAGGUACCACUGUAUUUCAAUUUCACUUCAGGACCUGAGCAUGAGCUCUUCCCCCUCCUGUGGUUUCCAGCAACUGAGAUUCAGAAGCAUUCCUGCCUCCAACCGUGGAGGCAGAACGCAACCAUCAAAACUAGUAGCCGCUGAUACUAUAGCCUUCCUCUCCAUCAAUUUGCCCAAUCCUCUUUUAAAGCCAUCCAAGUUGGUGGCCAGUCGCUGCCUCCUGCAGGAGAGAGUUUGGUAGUGCACUGAAGUCGUUUCUUUUGUCUGUGCUGAAUCUUUCAACACUCAGCUUCCUAGGAUGUCGGUGAAUUCUAGAGAGAGAGGGGGGGGGGAGAAGCUUCUCUCCAUCCACUUUCUCCAUGCCACACGUAGUUGUAGCGCAAGAAAAUUUGCAGGGUGCCUUCCGAACUCCUGCUACUUUGCAAGAGGGAUUCCUGUGCAUCCUUGAACAGUUUUGCACAUUGAAAGUGAUUUUAAAAUGCUAUUUUGCCCUAGGACAACAAAUCUACUUCUUCUUCUUUUUAAAAAAAAAAAAUUGACUUUUGGUAGUUUGGAAAGUGAUGGAGGAAAGUAUGGAAUGAAUGAACGGUUAAAGGGAAAUUGUAAAAACAACCCAAAAGCAAACCAGAGAAUGCUCCUUGUCAUAUUGUAAAGGUAAAGGGACCCCUGACCAUUAGGUCCAGCCGUGGCUGACUCUGGGGUUGCAGCGCUCAUCUCGCUUUAUUGGCCGAGGGAGCUGGCGUACAGCUUCCGGGUCAUGUGGCCACCAUGACUAAGCCGCUUCUGGUGAACCAGAGCAGCGCACGGAAACGCUAUUUACCUUCCCGCCGGAGUGGUACCUAUUUAUCUACUUGCAGUUUGAUGUGCUUUCAAACUGCUAGGUUGGCAGGAGCAGGGACCGAGCAACGGGAGCUCACGCCGUUGAGGGGAUUCAAACCACCAACCUUCUGAUCAGCAAGUCCUAGGCUCUGUGGUUUAACCCACAUCACCACCCGUGUCCCCCUUAUCAUAUAACCACCCCGUAAAGAUAUCUGAAAGAAUGUUAAAUAUAGACUGAUUGUAUGCUGUAGUCUAAUCUCUGCAUGAACUGGCUAUGUUCUCCUUAGGCUCAGUGUUGAACUCAGCAGGGGGGGAGGAAGAAGAUGGGGACAAAGCUAGAAUUCAUUGGCUUUACCUACCAUUGGCUCUAGCACCCCUAGCCGUCUGCUCUGGUGCCCCCUACUGUUGACCUCCCUGAGCUCUGCCGUAUCAGUUCCAGCGGGCACCAGCCUCCACUGCAGGAAGAGGCGGUGUGUACAGACUGGGGGUGGGGGGCCCUAAGAAGCCUCCAAAUGCUGCUGAGCUGACAUGGGUGGUCUGUGGCACUCGUAAGCCAGUUGUCUCCUUCCACACAGCCUUAGUGAAGCUAAGGGGCUGCGACAACGUGGAGGAUGAAAUCGAAGAGCUCCACGAGGAGGACCUCUCCGAGGAAGUGGAAAAGGAUAUGGACCUCUUUACGAUGUAUCACUUCGAUGACAUAUGGAACCACCUCGUCUCUGCCGUCGUCUUGAUGGGCGGGCAGCAGCUCACUGGCAUUAACGCGGUAGGGCAAUCUCCCCGAGGAGAACGGGCCUUUUCGGUGGUGGCUCCUUUGUGUGGGAUGUUUUCCGCAGGGAAGCCUGCCUGGUGCCCUCGCUGGCUGAUUUGAGGUGCCAGGCAAAAAUGUUUUCAGCCAGGCGUUUGGCCUUUAGCCUGGGGAACUGUAGAUAUUGUGGCCUCUUCCAGUGGGUGGGAUAUUGAGCAGUGAAAAAUCCCCCUCCUCACUGGAUCUCUGUGGAGAACUGAAAUUAAGACUGAAAAAACGACAGAAACUGAAAUGGACAGAUUUGUCUGUAUCCUGAUAGGGGGUCAUCAUUCCGCUAAGAAUGUCUGUUUCUCCUUUCAGGCCAGCUAUUAUAUGGAGAUACUCUACAUGUCUAUGGGGUUAGAAAAGAAAAUUGUCGGGUAUAUCAGCAUAACGAUAUACAUUUUGCUUAUGUUCAUAACUCUCCUGGUGGUAAGAUUCUCUCCCAUUUCUACAUCAACGCCAACAUGGUGAGCUCCAGGUGUUGUGGACUACAACUCCAUAAUCCCUAAGCAUUGGUCACACAGGCUGGGGCUGAUGGGAAUUGUAGUCCAAAAUGUCUAGAAGGCACCAUGUUGGUCUCCCCUGAUAUGAAUGUUUAGCUCCUCCUUGUAAUGCUUCUACCCUUGGCCUACUCCAAAGGCCAGCACUUCUAUAGUGUGCGUCUGUGUUAAGCUGGCCGAGUUGUUCCAGUUUCCUACAGACAAACUACACGUCCAGGUUCGGAUGGCAUGCAAAGACAAACCAUGGCUUAGCUCACAGCAGGAGGAUCAGAGAAGGGGCAAAACGGCUGCCAUCGCCUCUCCAGAGAUCUGGGUGGAAUAUAAAAAACGCUGUGGAAAUGCUUUUGAAAAAAGUUUUGGAAAAUUUAUUGGAUUUGCCAUAGCUCACCAUCGCCAUCUAGUGUCACAUUUGUAUAAUGCACUUUACAACACAGUUUAAAUGUUUUAUUUGCAACUGUAUAGCUGAGUCCCUGGUUUGGCUUAGGGUUAAGUAAAAACAGAGCUUCCGUCUCUGGGCCCAUCCAGGCUGUUGCUAAUUUUGGGUGGGUUUCAGAUGGGCUCAAUCCCCAGUUGCAUCUCCAGGUUGGGAUGGGAAUGUACUCUGCCAGAAACUCUGGAGAGCUGCUGCCAGCCAGUGCAGACAAUACUGAGUUCGAUUGGCUAAUGGGCUUCACUCAAUAUAAGAUAGUUUUUUAUAUUCCUACGUCUGUAGGGCUAUAGUUCAAUAGUAGAACAUCUGCUUUGCAGGCAGAAGGUCCUAGGUUCAAUCCCCAGUAUCUCAAGGGAAGACACCCUGGCUGAAACCCUUCAAAACUACUGCCAGUCAGUGCAGACAUUGCUGAGCUAGAGGGAUGCAAUGGUCUGACUUGGCACAAGGGAGCUUCUCAGGUUCCUAAUCACAUACUAGCCAAUUCACAUCGAGCAGCGAGAGCUGAUUGGGAGGUUUAGCGCAACAAACCCUCUUCCCAAAAAUGCAGGAAGCGACAAGGAAAUGCACUGGAAUUAUCUAAUCUCCCUGUAAGAUAAUAAAUAUGGCCACCCAUUAAAUAGCUGACAUCUCCCUGCAAAUAAAUCAGAAUGUAUGCUCAAUAGACAGGCCAUCUUGAAGCACCCUUCCUCUCUCUUUCUAACUUUUCUGCUUUUUUGUAUCCUUUAGAUACGUUUUGCUGAUUCUUCGGGGCACAGAAAUCUGCUGCUCAGUGGCUUGGGGAUUUGCAGCAUCACCUGUGUCCUCUUAGCCAUGGCGAUUGAAUUACAGGUCUGUAUUGCAAGUCUACAAACUCUUGAUGUCUGACGCUAAGCACCCACCAAUGCAGUGCCCUCAGUUCUUAGGAUAAUGAUGAUAAUAAUUUAUCUGUUGCAUUUGUUAGUCUUUUUUGUUUGCAGAAAGUAAAGUCCCAAAGGGACUUGCACUGUAAGACAAGAAUGAAAACCAAAACUGAAAUAAAAUAAAAGCUAAAAGCACUCUUAUGCAUGAAACAAAGGAGGCCAUAACAACAACAACAACAACAACAACAACAACAACAAUUUAUUAUUUAUACCCUGCCCAUCUGGCUGGGUUUCCCCAGCCACUCUGGGCGGCUCCCAAUCAAGUAUUAAAAACAAUACAGCGUUAAAUAUUAAAAACUUCCCUGGACAGGGCUGCCUUCAGAUGUCUUCUGAAUGUCAGGUAGUUGUUUAGCUCUUUGACAUCUGAUGGGAGGGCGUUCCACGGGGCGGGCGCCACUACCAAGAAGGCCCUCUGUCUGGUUCCCUGUAACCUCACUUCUCGCAAUGAGGGAACCGCCAGAAGGCCCUCGGCGCUGGAUCUCAGUGUCCGGGCUGAACGAUAGGGGUGGAGACGCUCCUUCAGGUAUACAUGACAGUAUCCCAAACUCCCCGAGCCUGGCUGAAAAGAAACACUUUUGCCUGGUGCCCCCAAGUAGUUAGUGAUGGUGAACCUCCCUGGGAAGAGAGCAUUUCAUAAGCAGGUGCCACCACUGAAAAGACCGUUCUCCAGUUGCCACUCUAUGGAGAUGGCACAUGGAGGAGAACAUCAAAUGAUGAAUGAUGCUGAUUUUGUGUAGUGGAUGCUGCUUUAAUGGAAAUUAUGGGUUGCAGUCAACUGAAUCCUACUCAGAGGGAACCCAUUAUAAUUAUGUGGUGUGGUGGGGAGCUGGUGUAGUGCAGUGAUUAGUCAGGGGUCAGCAAACGUUUUCAACAGGAGGCCGGUCCACUGUCCCUCAGACCUUGUGGGGGGCUGGACUAUAUAUUUUUUGGGGUGGAAAUGAACGAAUUCCUGUGCCCCACAAAUAAACCAGAGAUGCAUUUUAAAUAAAAGGACACAUUCUACUCAUGUAAAAACACGCUGAUUCCCGGACCGUCCACGGGACAGAUUUAGAAGGUGAUUGGGCUGGAUCUGGCCCCCGGGCCUUAGUUUGCCUACCCAUGGAUUAGAUUGUCAGAUUGGGGUGUGGGGAGAACAGGGUUCGAAUCCCCACUCGGGUCACAAAGCUCACAGGGUGUGACUUUGAGGCCAGCCUCUCAGUCUACCAUACCUCACCGGGUUAUUGUGGGGGGGAUUAAAUGAGGAGAAGGAGAAUCAUGUGUAUGCCACCUGGACAUCCUUGGAGGAAAAGGUGGGAUAGAAAUGCAAUAGAUAAUUAAAUAAUAAAUGAAGAAAUCCAUUAACUUCAGCGCUGCAUACCAGCCAAGAUGAGCUAAAUUCCAUUAACUUCAGUGAGUCUGCUCUGAGUUGGACUGGCAUUGGAUAAAACCCUAUAAUUUUAUUUAUUUGUUCAUUUAUUUCUACAGUCAUGGAACAUGAACAUUUACACAUUGACAAAAUGGGAGCUCUAUGGGGGAAGCUCAGGAAUUUCUGGCACCAAACUGCACUUCUAAGAAUUGCUUGCAGGAGGUGACAACAAUUGAACUGGUAUAAAACUGAGGAAUUUUGCAGGACAGAGCAGAUAGGCUGUUAAUUAAACCAUGUUGUUGUUUUGUUGUUGUUUUGAUUUUUCUUCCUCCCUGCCUCCCAAAGGAGCCCAGGGUAAAAACAUGCAACAAUGAUUAUUUAUUUUAUAAAAAAAAAACCGACGCAACUCAAAGCAGUUUUAAAACACUCUAAAACCAGUUAAAACCCUUUCUAUGUAUUAAAAGAACAGUUAAAAACACUCUUAGCUGGUGAUCAUAGGGUUGCCAGGAGCAGUGUCUUUCAGCUAUCAAAUGCCUAGGUUAAACAAGAGUGUUAUUAAAUUCCUGAAAGUAAGUAAUGAAGGGAGAGGGUGAGAAACGCAUCACACCAGGGAGGACAUUCCACAGGCAAGGAGCCACCACUGAAAAGGCCCUGUUAUGUGUCAACACCAACCGGGCAGUCCCCAGUGGCACCACCACCAACAGGGCUUCACCUGCUGAUCGUAGGGCCUAAGAUGGUUGAUACUGGGGAGAAGAAAGCACCACUGAGUUCAAUGGAGCUUAUGCCCAGGCAUAGGAACACAGUCACGGUCCUAUUAAAUAGGGUUUUCUGAUGAUAAUGACUGCAGUAGUGGAGUAUCUAUGUCAUUUGCAACCACAACACUGUCUCUGCUUGAACUGUGAGUCCUUUUCUCCAACAGAAGACCAUCUGGUGGAUGUCAUACGUCAGCUCAUCUUUCGUUACCCUCUUCCUCAUUGGACAGUCCAUCGGGCCAGGUAAGCUCUCUGAUGAAGAUGAUUUAUGAGACUUGUCCAUCUCUCGUUACACUGAGCUCUCCAGUACAGUGGUACCUUGGUUUACGAACUUAAUCCGUUCCGGAAGUCCAUUCUUAAACCAAAGCGUUCUUAAACCAAGGCAUGCUUUCCCAUAGCAGGGGGGGACUCACUCAACAGGAAGCGGAACAUGUUCUGCUUCCAAGGCAAAGUUCACAAACCAAAACACCUACUUCUAGGUUUGGAGCAUUCUUGAUCCAAGUUGUUCAUAAACUAAGCUGUUCUUAAACCAAGGUACCACUGUACUGACAUAGUUGGACAAAGACAUGCUCAGUCCAUAAAAAUAUAUGCAAUGCCACACAGACACAUCCCAAACAGCUAUGUAAGGGUGCUGCCAAACAUCAUAAGUCUGAAGGGGAAUCCAACAUUCGUGCUGCCCAGAGUAGAUCCAUUGAAGCUAGCAAACGUGGCUAACUUCAGUUCGCUAAUUUCAGUAGGUCUUUUCUGAGUAGAAUUUCACUGGCUACAACCCUAAGUCUUUACCUGGGCCACAUUCCCAACCAUACAUUUAAAGCAGAAUCAUAGCACGUCAAGCAGUCAUGGCUUCCCCCAAGGAAUUCUGGGAGCUGUAGUUUGUUAUGGGUGCCGAGAGUUAUUGGGAGAAUCCUCUACUCCAGGCAUAGGCAAACUCGGCCCUCCAGAUGUUUUGGGACUACAACUCCCAUGAUCCCUAGCUAACAGGACCAGUGGUCAGGGAUGAUGGGAAUUGUAGUCCCAAAACAUAUGAAGGGACGAGUUUGCCUAUGCCUGCUCUACUCCCCUCACAGAGUUCUCUGAGAAGAAGAGUUGGUUGUUAAACCAGUCUGAGAAUUUCAGCUGGGGUGGGGGGAUAGGGGCCUCCUAGCCACUCUCUGCACCUCUAACAAAUGGCAGCUCCCAUAAUUCUCUCUCUCUUUUUUUUAAAUGAUAUUUAUUCCAGAUUUAAAAUUACAAAAAAGAAAAAGAAAAACCAUACAAAAUACAAAGAAAACUUUAACCAUAACAAAGCAAGAAAUAAACAAGUAAAAAAGAACAAUAAGAUACAAUAAAAAAGAAGACUUAACAAAAAAUAUAAAAAUACAUUGAGUUAAAAUAAAACAAAAACAGAUUAAACCUUUACAUAGCCUUUUCCCUUUACUUAUGUCCAUGACCUCCUCUCACCUCCCAGUUUUGUAUUCUAGUUCAGAUCGUAUUUCCAGCAAAUCCUUCUAACCUUAUUUUCAGGCAGCUCCCAUAAUUCUCUGUAGGAAGCCACGACCAUUCAAAGUGGCAUUGUAGCGCUUUAAAUAUAUGGCCAGGAUGUUCAGGGCUCCUUGAGGAAGCACAAGAGAUGAGUAGCAUAGAUAAACUUCCCUGUUUAGGAAUUUUUUUAAUGACUGAUGUUUUAAUGUACAGUGGUACCUCUGGAUGUGAACGGGAUCCAUUCUGGAGCCCCGUUCGCAUCCUGAAGCGAAUGCAACCCACGUCUGCGCGUGCGCGGGUUGCGAUUCGCAGCUUCUGCGCAUGCACGUGACAUCAUUUUGAGCAUCUGCGCAUGCAUGAGCAGCGAAACCUGGAAGUAACAUGUUCCAUUACUUCCGGGUCACCGUGGAGUGCAACCCGAAAACGCUCAACCUGAAGCAACUUCAACCCGAGGUAUGACUGUACUUUUAAUAUUUUGUUAGAAGCUGACCAGAGUGGCUGGGGAAACCCAGCCAGAUGGUCGGGGUAUAAAUAAAAAAAUAUUGUUAUAUUGUUAUUAGCGAAAAUGAAAAUGGGGCAUUCUCUCUCUCCUGGCCCAGAUCCGGUUCCAGUGGUGAUUGUAGCAGAGCUGUUCCUUCAGUCAUCACGGUCCACUGCCUUCAUGGCUGGGGGCUGUGUUCACUGGUUCUGCAAAUUUGUUAUCGGAGUCGUGUUCCUUCAGAUGGAGGUAAGUGGGUUUGGCUAAUACAUCCAAGGUUCUCUUAGAGGAGUCCCAGGUCAUCGAAUCUGAGCUUCCACAGACUUUACCCGUCAUGAGGCACCAUUGGCAGCAGCAGCAGCAGCAAUGUUCUAUGCUUAUGAUAAUAUUUUAUUCUCCGGAUAAUUGUGCUGUUUUAAAUGUGCAUUUGAUACUUGACUUCCUUUAGCAAUGUUUUCUUUUGAAAUGUUUAAGAUAAUGGUUUUUUGUGUGUUGACUUUGCUGCAUUAAAUGUGCAUUCUGUAGCUGGCCUCCUUUGCAAUUAAGAUACAGAUUUCCAAAAUUUCUCAAAUUAGAUAAUUACAUAACGACUAUGUUUCAUAGAUUGGCUUCCCUCCCACCCACCCCUUGUGUUUUUAUUCAAACCCUUUUCUGCUGCGUUAUAUAACAAACUCUUAUCUGUUACCAAAAAAAAAUCUCUCUAGUGCAAUUAUUUUAUCUUUUUUUGUCCGCUCCUCGUAUCUCGAAACCUGCCCGCAAUUUCAUUUGGCUAUAAUGCUUUUUCAAAUAGUCCCCAAAUGGCCUCCACUCAUCUAUUGAAAAGUUUGUCAUUUCGACCUCUUGGUUUUGCUGUCAGCUUUGCCAUUUCUGCAUAGUCUGUUACUUUCAGAAGCCAUUCCUCCUUCAGAGACUGGUUUGCUGAAGCACCUGCCCCCUCCAUUAAACCUUGCUUUAGCUGUGUUGAACAAGGGUGUUAAGUUGUCUGUGAACAUAUCAGACGACACAGUGGUUCUUCAAACAGCUCUUGUUUAUUCACAGGCCAGAACAGAACUGAACUGAAGGGUUCAGCCAGCCUGCUUAUACAGUGGUGCCUCGCAAGACAAAAUUAAUUCGUUCCGCGAAUUUUUUCGUCUAGCGAAUUUUUUGUCUUGCGAAGCACGAAAUCCCAUAGGAAUGCAUUGACAAUCAAUUAAUGCGUUCCUAUGGUCAAAAAAAGUCCAAACAAAGCCAAAUUUGGUACAACAAGAGUUUAUUAAGUGCUCUUUAAAGUCACACAUACUGUAAAGAGCAUUUCAAAAUUCAAACCCAGAAUUUUUUUUAAAAAAAGCAGAGUGGCCCAAUGGUCACAGAAAAUCAUAAAAAUUCAGAAAAAAACCACACAAGCUUCCAGAUUCUUGCAAACCCCUCCCCAACACCAAGUCCUUGAAUUCCAAACACCCCAACCCAAAAUCCAACCCCCCCCAAAAAAAGUUUUAAAAGCUUAACUUACCAAAUGGCUGCAAAAGAAGUUUUGGAAAAGCUUCAAAAAUCACCAAAGUCUUUAAAAACCUCAAAAAAGGCUACUAUGUACACUGCAUUCUAUGAGUUGCUCCUCGAAGUCAAGUCGCAACUGUAUUAACGGUGUUAAGAAAAGGAAACAAACUUGCAAGACAUUUUCGUCUUGCAAAGCAAGCCCAUAGGGAAAUUCGUCUUGCGAAGCAGCUCAAAAAACGGAAAACCGUUUCGUCUAGCGAGUUUUUUGUCUUGCGAGGCAUUCGUCUUGCGGGGCACCACUGUAUAGAGCUCCACUAGAACGCAACAGUAACCAUUUUCUGUAACUAUCCAAUCACUGAACGUGACUUUCAAUCCCUUAUUUGCAUAUGUGGACCUGAGUGAAAACUAUCUACAGUAUCCCCCUGCUGGCCCAGGGUGAGAACUUCAGUACAUAACAAAGGGUGCUUCAGAGAACAGUUUGCCAAACUGCUCUGAGAAGUGCCUCCAAUCUCUGCCCCGUUAAACAGCUUGUAUGGGCUGCCUGCCACCCAUGCUGCUUGCUUGCCUGCCUGCCAUUUUGCUUGAGUUGGUGUGGCUGCUACUAUCUUUUUCUCUUACACACAUUCCAUAUCGUGCCCAAGUCCUAUAUCUCUCUAUCUUUUUCUCUCUUUUUUCUCUCCAGAUACACAUUGAGCCUUACAGCUUUCUCCUCUUUUGGCCUCUCUGCGUAGCCAUCUUAAUUUAUGCCUUCAAGCAGAUCCCGGAAACCAGCGGCCAGAACUUCCUGGAUAUCAGGAGGACCGAGGCAAUCCGAAUGACCAGGACCCUUCUGCUCAUGCAAAUCUCAGAGGACUAG